Messenger RNA from Pelobates cultripes (western spadefoot toad), 62679 nucleotides. Lineage: Eukaryota; Metazoa; Chordata; Amphibia; Anura; Pelobatidae. The record is from the annotation of a GenBank genome assembly.
GCCCGGAAGGACUUAGCGGCAGGGCUGCUGUGAGAGAGUGAGUGAGAGGCGGUGUGAGCUGGCCAUGGCUGAGGUGAGCAAUGUGCCCGCUGGGACCGGUAACAGCACUCAUAGUAACUAUAGUGAGAGGGAUGGGGGGGAGGAAUGUGAGCUCAGUGAGACCUGGAGACCAAGAAGGGGGGGGAGACAGGGGGAUGGACUCUAAUCAAUGGCAGUAAUUCUGUGUAACUCACUGUGAUUGUCUAUACUAACACUGUGUAUAACACUUACUGUAUAGUGAUACUGUGUAUAACACCUGCUGUAUAGUGAUACUGUGUAUAACACCUACUGUAUAGUGAUACUGUGUAUAACACUUACUGUAUACUAACACUGUGUAUAACACUUACUGUAUAGUGAUACUGUGUAUAACACCUGCUGUAUAGUGAUACUGUGUAUAACACCUACUGUAUAGUGAUACUGUGUAUAACACUUACUGUAUAGUGAUACUGUGUAUAACACCUGCUGUAUAGUGAUACUGUGUAUAACACUUACUGUAUAGUGAUACUGUGUAUAACACCUACUGUAUAGUGAUACUGUGUAUAACACCUGCUGUAUAGUGAUACUGUGUAUAACACUACUGUAUAGUGAUACUGUGUAUAACACACUGUAUAGUGAUACUGCUGUAUAGUGAUACUGUGUAUAACACCUGCUGUAUAGUGAUACUGUGUAUAACACCUGCUGUAUAGUGAUACUGUGUAUAACACCUGCUGUAUAGUGAUACUGUGUAUAACACUUACUGUAUAGUGAUACUGUGUAUAACACCUGCUGUAUAGUGAUACUGUGUAUAACACUUACUGUAUAGUGAUACUGUGUAUAACACCUGCUGUAUAGUGAUACUGCGUAUAACACUUACUGUAUAGUGAUACUGCGUAUAACACUUACUGUAUAGUGAUACUGCGUAUAACACUUACUGUAUAGUGAUACUGCGUAUAACACCUGCUGUAUAGUGAUACUGCGUAUAACACCUGCUGUAUAGUGAUACUGCGUAUAACACCUGCUGUAUACUAAUACUGCGUAUAACACCUGCUGUAUAGUGAUACUGUGUAUAACAUCUGCUGUACAGUGAUGCAGAGUAUCUCUGACCUGCUGUACAGUGAUGCAGGGGAUCUCUGACUUGCUGUAUAGUGAUGCAGGAGAUGUAACUGGGCAUAAUUUGGGGCAUUAUAUCACAGUGACACAUAUAUUAAAUGUUCAAAAUACCCAGCAAAUAUGCAACAUGUAUGUAAAAUAAUAUGCUGGUGUAUCUGCAGGGUUAUUUGAACUGUCAAAUUGCUAUAUGACAUUGCAGCCUUACAGGAUAGUGGCAAAGGCAUACAAUGGGGUGGUGGUGUACUCUGGAGAUGUAGCUGAACACAAUAUUGGGUUUUGAACAAGAAUAGCACAUAUUGGCUUUAUUCUUUGUAUUUUGUGACAUGUAACUAUCAAAAUAACAAAUCCUACACAUAUUAAGCACUUUGUAAAUCAGGUCAAAUACGUGAAUUUAUUUUGAAUUAUUUUUUUUUUUUAAGUUGGACUUAUUUUUGACAAAAGACUGUGUAAUUUCUUUUAGCCUAACUCUGAUUUCCUGGUUUUCCUUUAAAACUAAUCUUUGCAGGUCUAGUUGCUUGCAGGAUGGUCAUUUAAUUUUUUUAUAAAUAAUAUAUUUGAUGUAUUAAUUUUUUUUUAUUAAUGUUUGCUCCACUGCUGUGGAAAUAUUGUUUUCUUCUGGCGCUGUGGAAGAGAAAUAGACAGCUUCUGUUCGUGCAAUUUGUAUUGGAAAGAUUAAACAUAGGAAAAAAGCUGAGCUUCAGUAUAAAAGAAAGAUGUCUGGGCACUCAAGUAGCUGUUAGUGAGCAGUCCUUCUUGGCUUAAGCAACAUUUUGGAUCUUUGCUGGAAUCUUUAUUGUGUAUACAUAUACACACUAAACUUAUCUCAGAGGCAACUACGUUACUCUAACUCUAUGGGUAUAACACCAGUCUUAGAAAAAUCCUAUUUAGCGCUUCCCUUCUAUUCUCCUAAUUUACAUCUUUGCUAAUGUCCACAGAAGAGGUGUGUAACGGAUCACCUGGCACCCCGACUGGGCACCUCUGUUGAAGGAUGCUCCAAGCGCUCUGCCAGACACCACAACCACCGUAGACCCCACAAACCGCCGCAGCUUGGUUGGGGUCUCGCCGUCUCCUACCCAGCCUGGACCUACGACAAGGUUCCAGUGGGUGAACCUCUCCUCCAAGAGUGAAGCAGGAACAAGCUCUUUAAAAGAGCUUAGUAGUGAUUAGCUAAGGGAGUAUGACAAGCAUAGCAAUCCUUUGUAGCAGAUUCCCCCAAUAAGAGACGGCACUCCAAAUUGAGGGUGAAGUAGAACUGUCUAAAACUUUAUUUUACUUGGGAUUAGCCCAUAUGGGCAUUACAUUGCUGUGAAAACUCAAUAAAAUUACAAACAGUCAAAUCAUAGAAGGCAACAUACAGUGACUUAUUAUUACAUAUUUAUAAAUGGGUGGGGAAGACCAUAAUUAACACAAAAUGUCUCUCCUGCAUGCAGAAUUAGCGAUAUGCAAAUCUACCCGAAUAUACAAAUUACCAGUCUUGCUAUUCAGGUAGUGCAUUUUACUGUUGCUACCAACAGAGGGCACUACACAAGCUCCAUAGCCAAAUCCACCUAGUUGGUAGCAAUCCUCAGCAGUACAGGAGAGCAGGCAAUACAUCCCAGGGGCCAUAGUCACAUGGCAGGAGGCUGGUUCCGCCACAAGGUGGGCUUCUGGAACUGUUUCAUGACUCAUUUGCACUCAUACAUUCAUAUUCAUUCUGAAUACUUUUUUUGUUUGACUUGUAUUUCAUCACAAAUUCCAGUCUUUUAAAUGUAGUCACUCAUGACCUUAUUUGCAUAGAAAUUAUCUUUGCAUCAUAAUUUUAUUUGGCCUUGGUUUUCUACUAUAUUUGUAAAGCAUAGAUUUGCACACAAGCAAAAAGCAUAUGAUCUGUUUUCUGUUUGUUUUUGUUUUUUUGUUUUUUCUCUCUGCAUUAUUCAAAAUAUCCAUAGGAGGGGAAAGUCAUUAUGAAAAUGCAUGCAUUUUCCUUACUCUUUGUAUAUUUUAUUCAAAAUGUUGAGAUUUAAAAUUGCGGUAUUUGCAAUUGUUUUUUGUACCCUUAUGGAUUUUCAUAGAGCAAAGGCCAUAACAUAAUAUUUGUUUACUCUUAUUGUGAAGCAGUUGCUAAAAUUUUAAAUCUGUUAAAAGUCACUAGUUUAGAAUUUAAAGGGAUGCUUUAAGCACCAUAAUCUGUAAAGUGUGUUGUAGUGCUUAUAGUACAAGGAGUCACCUGCUGCUGUCAUACUGUAAUCUGUAAAGCAGUCUAUGAACCAUUUGACAAUUGGCUGUGUCAGGAGCCAUUGGUCCUUCUAUUUUAUACUUAAAGCAGCACUGUCAUGGCCAAAUCAAGUGUGUGUGUGUGUGUGUUUUUUUUUUUUUUUUUUUUUUUUUUUUUUUUUUUUUUUUUUUUUUUUUUAUAUAACCCCCCCUCCCGUCUCUACUACAUCUAAUUGUCCCCCUAGAUACCCCAAAUACCCCUAAGUCCCCCAGCUUACCUAUUUUUUAAUCUUUAUUUUCUGCCCGGACCUAGGUCCUGGGCGCCGCCAACUUUGUGUGGGUAGAUGAAGUCCCUGUGGGACAUGUCAUCUGCCCACACUAGAUAGCGCUGUGAAAUUCCUGCGCACGCCCAGUUAAAAACUUGGACAUGCGAAUGGGAAUUUCAUCCAUUCAUUCGUCAGAAAGUCAAAGAAAUAAAUAGAAAUUUCAAACGAAUGAACGAAGACCUCUUUGUUUGUUCGUUUGGUUUAUUACAAGGAGGUAGCUACUGGCUCGCAGCUCCCUCCUUGUAAUAUGUAAAAAUAGAAGUGGCAGGGCCCAGUGCCCCCCACCACUUCCUAAGCCCCCAUGUUCUCCCUCACUCCAUGGGGGUCAAUAUGACCCCUAUCAUAGCAUAAGGGAGAUUAAAAUCUCCUGAAUGCCCCUACUUGCUAUUUCGCGAGUAGGGGCAUGUCCACUAAACAGUGAGCAGCUUGUGACUGCUCACUGCUGUAAAAAAGAAAAAAGCCCCCCUUCCCCCUCUAACAAAUAGCACCAUGGUGGAUCAUCUAUUAACUAGCGCGGGUGGGGCUAUAAUAGUAAACGGAGGACAUAGGGUCCCCUUUGGCACCCACCCAUGAGCGGCAGGUGGGUGCCCUAAAUUACAAAAGGGGGGACCUAUAAUCCGCCCCCAACCCUGAGCAGUGGGUGGGGACCCUAAAUUACAAUAAGAGGGGGGGGCCUAUUGUCCUCCCCGGUCCCCUCCAUUGGUGACGAGUGGGGGCUAAGUGUAAAUAUCCCCCCCCCAGCUGACUAGGGGUCCCCAUGCCCUUAGUCAUCCCCCCACCCAAAAAAAAAUAAAUUCCUACCUACCCCCCUCACCCUAAAAAUAGUGAGGGAGCAGGAGAAAACUAAAUCACUGUAAAUAAAAAAUAACUUACCAUUUAAUGUCUUCUUUUUUCAGCCCCAGAAAAGGCCAAAUAAAAAUCCAUAAUACCCGUCGAACUUUGAAAAUAAAAUAAAAAUCAGACAAAAAAAAGACGUUAAAAAGUAAUCCCUCUUCACCCAACGAGAGCACCAUACAGACUGAGCUCCUCAGGGUGGGGAAAGUCGUAUAAAGCCUUCCCACACCCUGCAAUUGGGCUCAGAGCACUCUGGUUGGUUUAAGCCAACCAAUCAGAGUGCUCUGACAGCUAAGUCUCUACAUUUACCUGUCACAGCACACUGGUUGGAUUUCAAACCAACCAAUCAGUGCUCUGAGCCUAAUUGCAGGGCGUGGGAAGGCUUUUAUUUUCAAAGUUCGGUGGGUAUUAUGGAUUUUUAUUUGGCCUUUUUGGCGGGCUGAAAAAAGAUUUUAGAAAAAAGAAAACUUCAAAUGGUAAGUUAUUUAUUUACAGGGAUUUAGUUUUCUCAUUCUCCCUCACUAUUUUUAACUUUGGUUAGGGGGGUGAUUAGGGUCCCGUCCUCCCCACACCUUUUCAUUUAGGGUCCCCACCCUCUGCUCAUGGGUGGGGGCCAAAGGGGACCCUAGGUCCGCCGUUUACUUGAAUAGCCCCCACUUGUGUUACUCGGGUUAAUUUUUUAUUUUUUUUUGUGAUGUGGUGCUACGUGUAACCAUACUGUAUUAUCUACACCAUUUAUUUCAAAACCUGUCUUCAAUGUACACCUUAAGGACUGGUUUUGAAAUAGAUGGUGUAGAUUUUUCAAACAUCCUACUGACAAAGAAUUGUGAGAUUCCUCAAAUCAAAAUGAAUUAAAUCACAGGAUCCCAACUGUCAAACUAAUGAAAAUGUGAUUUUGAAAAAUGUUAUUUUUCCGUUUGUUUCUUCUAUAAUGGUUAAUGUACAUGUUCUGUGUUUUUUGUUUCCCUAUGUGAAGGAAUUUGCUUUGUUUGUUUCUGUAGCUGUAUAAAUAAAGCUAAAGGUUAAACCUACAACUUCUUUUUUAUAUAUAUAUAUAUUUAUUUUUAUUUUUUUGCAAUGAAAGCAUGUUUAUUUGCGAGGUUGGGCACUAGUUCAUCUAUUCAUCAUAUAACCUAGGAUUGUCAAAGAAUGCAGAACAACCUUUUAUAUUUUAAUCUUUUCUGAAAAUUACCAUUUAUUUCUUUUUAAAGCUUGUUUAUAGCAUGGUAGUUAAAUGUACAUAACUUCCUCGUGUACUUAUUUCCUAUUCUGUGAAUCUCAGGGAAUGGGGGCAAAUGGCAGAUUUAAAGUGGUUGGCAAUGUUUCCUGGAUCUCUUGGUUCACAUUUUUAAAUGAAAUGACCUCUAGUUAUUGUGUUUUCUAUAAAACUGCAGCAUAACGCCUGCAGGUUUGCAGUUAAUCCAGUUACCAUGGGGAUUAAUGCAUGCCUACAUCCGUUUGCCAGUUUCAGCCGGUUCUCUGUGUCUUCUGUGGUGUUUUUAAAAGGUUACGUUUUACGAAUACCUGCUAUAUGCCAAAAAAUAUCAAACCUCACUUGUUUCUGGUCAUCCAUAACAAAACCAACAGUAAAAAGCACUGUACUUGUUCUUACAGCUCUCAUAAAAUCUAUUCUAUUUUAUUGCAUAAGUACUGAACAAUUAGUGUAUUAAAAUAAAAAGAUCUAUAUUUCAGCCCUCUUUGAUUAGCUUGUGCUUCACUUUUCUUUAUAGAACCCUUAAUUUAUCACAUUUACAAAGCCCCUAGAGUGCUCAUUAAUUACAGCAAUGUACUUGUUGCACAAUAUACCAACAGUAAGUGUGAAACUGACUGCCGCCGACCCUAAAAAUCAUUCCGCACUAGGUAAAUGUUUAAUUUACAUAAUGGUCAAAGUGUCAGUGAUAUGGAAAGCGUAAGGCACGUAUUGAGGAAGAAAGUGCUUCCGUCCUGGAUGAAAAGCUGGCUGGCUAUACAGUGAUGAUCACAUAGUGAAAUGCCACGUUGUGACAGCUCAAGGUCACUCUAAAGCACUAACUGUCAGUGUAUCCUCCUGGGAACAAAACAUUGAAAAAAAACAUUCACAGAACAGCCUGUCGCAAAGUAUGAAUAUUUUCUGAAUGAUUGUCGUCUAGGUCAGACUUGGACAAUACCAUAAAAUAGAAUGUUUUCCAAUAUGGCACUACUGGGUCUUACAUUUUGGAAAAUGUUUAAUGCAGAACCAAAUGGAUGCAUACAUUCCUCCAUCUCUCUGAUGUCUUGGUAUAUGUGUCAGCAUAGGUGCUACAGCAUGAAAACCCAAAGGGAGAUGAUGCCUAAUAUGUGGCACCCUAAAUCCUGUGGGUCGUCGGAUCCCUCUCCAAAAACAAGCCACUAGACUGACAUAUCAGACAUCAAAAUUCUAUAUCCCACAACAUUGGAGUCCCAAGAAGUGGAACACCGGUGGGAUAGGGUUUUAAAGGGUCAAUCGAAUUCCUGCCAGGUGAGCUUGGCAUGAAUGCACGUCAUCCUGCAUGUCAAUCAAGCAGCCAUCCCACUGAGGGCCAUCCAUGCAGGGAGCACUUCUUAAGUUCUCUCUACAGGGUCCUAAUGCCCUGAGUGUAACGCAAGCACAUCUGAUGAUGCACUCAUGAUACACUUUUUAUGGGACCACUCCCUGGUGUCCCCAAAACCAGGACACUAGUUAAGAAAGCAGGGACAGGACCAAAAAAACAGAGCUGUCAUGCCAAAAUUGUGACUGUUAGAAAGCGUGCUAUUCUGUAGGUGUAGAGCAGGCUUCCCCAAACACCGGCCCUCCAGAUGUUGCUGAACUACAACUCCUUUUUUACCUUCUACAUGUCAUUGUGUCCUACCUUAGUAUGCAUUGUCCACUGCUCUGAGCAAUUGUUUCUUCUACGUAAAAAAGAAAUAAAAACUAAUAUUUGUUCAAGAAAACAAUUGAAAUGCAUUUCACGAGUUACCAGGAAAGUCCAUGCAUUGUUUAAAUACUGAAAUAUAUUUAAAAAAACAAACAUUUCCUACUGUUCUUUGUUCGUUUGCAUUUUAAGAUUGUUACAGAUUGUACCACAAGCCUUCAAUGCAGGACUUAGUAGUAAUUCUUUAUGACAGUUCUGGUGGAGAAGUAUUUUUGACUUAUUUUAAAUGCUUUGUAAGGAAUUAAGGCUAAAUUGAAGAAAUUUGGAAAUCAAAGUCAUGUAAUUUUUCUAACCAUCAGCAACAUAACAUUUUCUUAUUGCUUUAUAUGUAACUCUUUGCCCCAGAAUCAUCAGAAAAAUUUACUAAAUAUAGAGUGUGUGUGUGUGUGUGUAUAUAUAUAUAUAUAUAUAUAUAUAUAUAUAUAUAUAUAUAUAUAUAUAUAUAUAUAUAUAUAUAUAUAUUGAUUGUAUGGAAAAUAAGAAGUCCAUGGAUUCCGUGUAUUUUAAACUUGCAUAAAUCCCCCACCGAGUCUUUAUCGUUUGUGUGUUAUAAAUUUUUUGUUGUGUGUUUUUUUUUUUUUUGUUUGUUUUUUAAUGUAGAAGUUUGAGCAAUUAUUAUUCCAGUUUUGCCUUGAUGUAAACACUCCUUGAAGCCAGUGAUUUAAAAAAAACCCAAGCUAAGUGUUGACAUGAAUUUUAGGAAAUAGUUUUUCUCUUGAUUAGUAGUUAAAGGAUUCCAGAUUGAUACAAUAAAGCAGUGGAUUUGCCCAAACACUGUCAUUUGAGUGUAAUUUACAAACCAGAUACACCCCAAUAUUCUCUUUGUGUUUGUUUCUGUUGAGAUGCAAGUGCAGUUAUCAAAUGGAUUAUAUGGAUGAUUUGAUAGACUAAGAUAUAUUCUGUUUUAUUCACAGACCAAAAUCUUAGCAAAUCAAAUUGCAAAAUUCAUGCCAAACAAUGUCUAUGGUUAUUAGCAAGACCCCUGUAUUACUAUACGGGAGGUUUAAAACCUCCUGCAUGCCCCCCACCUGCUAUUUUGCAGGUGGGAUGUAUAGCUACGUCACAAGGAAGGCUGCAUGCCAUGGGGAUAGGGGUCCUGGCUACUGGACCUGUGUGCAAUGGAUGGGAGGUUUAAAUUAGAUAAUUGUGGUGUAAAGUUCACUGGCCACUCCCCUGCCCCUAACCAGAAAAGGUGAAAAUAAAAUCCACAAUAACCCAACGCUACUAUUGAAAAUACAAAAGGAGUGAUUUUCAAAAAAAAGUCCAGAUUUAUUCUUUCCAGCGUUUGGUCCAACUGAUAUGUAGACCUAAUUCAGGGUCAUUCUUAGCCUGAUUAACAAAAUCCACACUUAGCUUUAAUAGUGUCCGAAUUUUGCAGUUUGAGGGGCUUGUAUGCAUGGUUUUGCCUCAUUCGGUACAGAACCUUUGGACUUUAUUAAAUUACCCUAUUAAUAUUCCUGUCCCAGUUCUUUCACUUAUAUCUUCAUAAUCUUAAUGCUUCAAGGUAAAAAAAAACAAAAAACUUUAUAUAUUUAUUUCUGCUUAAGUAAUAGGAAAUCCUGUGCUUUUAUAUGCUUACCCUUAUCAGCUACAUAGAAGCAAAUAUUUUGUAAUCAAACCCAUAUAUUUUUUUUUAUUUUUUUAAAUAAAGCGCAACUGAUGAUGUAAGUGAUUUUUGGACUAUAAAAUACUUUCCAAAACAAGUGCCCUUGUUCACUUUCAGACAUAUUUUGUAAUAAUUACAAUUUUUCUUUCAUUUACAGGAAAAGGAAAAGUUAAUUCAGGAGACAAGAAAGCGUUUGACUCAAGAAUAUUUGCAAGGUUGGCAUAUGUGCGCUUUAAAAUCCUCAAUGUAGCUGUAAAGUGGAAGGGAAGUUCACAAGCAUCUGCCAUGCUUACUUUUUUCCAAGUUGGCAAGUUGGCUAACCUUGACACCCCUGAUCUUUGGGAACUAUUUUUCCUUUUAUGCUCACAUUAUGUGUUUAAACAUUGCACCCCACGUAUUUUUAAGAAUUUAUUCCCAUAAACUCCUUCAUGACCCAACAGUUUCCAAAAUGUAAUGCAUACCUUACAAAGGGCUAUUUUUUUUUUCUUUUUUCUUUUUUACAGUUUAUUGUAAUGCAUUUUCUUUGUUGAACCCAUCCAUAUUCAUCUUUAUUUUUUAUUUUUUCGUUUAAUUUUUAAAGUACGUAUAAGUCUAUCUUCAGAUAAUCUAUAUGUUUGCAUGUCAAACUUUUCCGUUUUGCUUGUAAUGAUAUCUACACAACUAAUGCAAAAUAUAAAAAUUAAACCGAAUUUAGAAUAGAUUCACUUAUUAGUCCUGAUUUGUUAAAAUGCCUUAUGUCCAGAAUUUGUUUUAUUUAAAAAAAAUUUGAUUUACAAGAUAAAUAUUGCAAGGCGUUAAUAAAUAUUAGGCCCAAGCCAAAACAUUGCUGGUUAUUCUUUUUCUCUGUUUCACAAGACACAUCAAUUUUUUUUUUUUUUUUCUUUCUAUAUUUUCACAUCUUCUUUCAUUACAUCCACUGUGAGGGAACAGUAAAACAGCUUAAUUGCUUUGUAGCUGUCAUACUAGACCUCCUGUGUAAUAUCUCUCCAGAGAGAGAGCGUGACAGAUUUUAGCCAGAAUGUGGUCAUCGUGGGAAUUGUAGUCCCAACAGCUGUAGAGCCAAAGGUUAGCAAUAGUGAUGUCGCGAACUUGCAGCGAACUCCGGUCAGCUGACACAUCCCUGCCAAUUUCCGGCAGACCCUCCUACUUCCUGGACAGCAUCCAUGUUAAAGGCAGCUUCAACAUGGAUGCUGUCCAGGAGGUGGGAGGGUCUGGGAGGGAGGGUCUGCCGGAGAUUGGCAGGGAUGUGUCAGCUGACCGGAGUUUGCCGCGAACGGUUUGCGGCAAGUUCGCGAACGGUUCGCGACAUCACUAGUUAGCAAUUGAAGACCUCAGAUGCAAAGAUAGCGGAUGAUGUGUUCUAGAAUUGUGCUGUUUCAAACUUCACGACAGGCUUUCUUUAAUUGUAUCUAUGGUGGCAUUUUCUUCAAGUUUAAAGAACAUUUCUAGAAGUUAAAACUAAAAGCUAUGAUACGCAUUAGAAAUGUAAAUCCAUACUCAUUUGCAUGAGCUUACUUAAUUCACUGAACUUGAAAAACUGGUCUAUGUAUGUUUGCUAAUUUGAAUGAGUCACUAACAUUUUAAUAUUGAAAUAAUUGAAAAUAAUCUUUUGGAAAGGAUAGUCUGGUUAGGCAUUAUGAGCCUUCCUCUUGUUCAGAGUUGCAGCUGCUGCUUUUGUGCAUUAGGUCACAACAUUGUAAUUUGUAUUAAAAAUUCAUGUUUUGGUAAAGCCUUUGAUUAAAUUUCUCUCAUUACAGUUUCACCAGAGUGUAAAACUUUUUCUGAAGUACAGCACUGUUUAAUUAAUUUUUCAAUCGGAUUAAGCCGAAUUUUCCAGUUGAGUUCUUAAUAUGUCAUUAAAUUCAAAACCCUGUGUGAUCUGAACUAGGGGGUCACUUACUUUAGUACAGUACACUAGCAGAGCAUAGUUCAUUAAAUUAUACCGUGACACUCUUUAUGAACCAGAAGCAAAUUGGCUGUUUAAAAAAAAAAAAAAUCAUGUGUUCUUUGCACACCUGGCUCUUAGGGAAUUUUUUUUUUUUUUCUCUCUCAAAUUAAAGUACUAUUGUCUUGAAAAAAUUAUGCAGUUUCGCCUUUUUCUUCAGCAUUUUCAAUUAACAUGCCUUGGAGUAGAUCUAUCUCUGUAUGUGUCUGAGAAGGUUCCUAAAACUGUUCUCCGUGAAAAUCAAUAUGCCUGAGAUUACUCCUUUGUGUACUUUCCAAUCACUAAUCUGCCUCCCUAUGUUUCUAUAUGAAGCUAUAUACUGGAUCCAGUUCAGAGGAUUUGCCUGGUGAUUAUGAAAGCUCACCUUGAGAGAACUUAUCCUGGCUUUAUAAGCUCCCAGUCUCACACUGCAGCAAUAAUGCCUAUCAAAACAAAAUCCUCAUAGGCAUUUUGUAUUAACCAAUUUUUUUUUUUUGUACAUGAGCAAAUGUGUUGAGAAGGGUUAUAGCAUUUGUAGGCAAUCAUUGCCAAGUGGUUGUCCUAUCGUAGAUCUUGGCCACCUAUAGAUUAAUGUAAAUACACAAAAGAAUAUAAAACAAAAACAAAAAACACUUGCUAGAGCACACUUGCUUGUGGAGUCAUACUUUAAAUGCAAUCAAUACAGAAUAACGAUUGUCUGUGAUUUCAGCUUAUUGACAAUACAAACAAACUCUGCCUCAAAAUCAAAAGCACACAGUCUUGGAGAUCUUAUAUUGUUCCUGCAGAGGUUUAGAUUGCUAUUGGGCAAUAAAGUGCCACAACAGCUCUAAGGCCAAGCUUGGACAUGCCUGUACUAAAUCAACCCCAAAUUAAUCUAUAGGUGGCCAAGAUCUACGAUAGGACAACCACUUGGCAAUGAUUGCCUACAAAUGCUAUAACCCUUGAGAUGGGUAAUGACAAUCCUAUCAUAUUGAAAACUGAAAUAAUAAUUCAAUACAUGAGUAAUGUGGUGGGUUACUAGAUCACAUGCAUAUACAUGUUCCUUUUUAUAUUUCCAGAAACUCUUUUGUUGUGUUAUUCCUUUGUACUUACUACAUGAUUUUUAUACAUACAUUUUUACUGUUUCUGUUCACAUGACCUUCAUCAUGUGAUUAGGUCAUGUGACCAUUCCACAACCAGGGAGAGGUUUAUCUAUACCUUUUUCUGAAGCACGGUGUUGCCUGUGUACCAUAUACAUGUUUAAGACCACCUUGACUGACACAUAGUAUCUUGUGGCAGCACUGCCGGAAUGAAAGAAGUUGCAAUAAAUGCUAGGUGCCUUGUGUGAUCUAUCCAUAGUAUAUCAUUUUUAUGUUUUUUUUCAGUGACCCUUCCAUAUGACAACAGAACUCUCUCUUUUAAAUUAUUAUAAAUUUAAUAUCACUUGGCAUCUUAAUGUACGGUAAAAACAGGUGGGUUUUUUUUGGGGGGGAGGGGAGUGGGGGUUAUAAUUUUUCAAAUUGAUAUGGUAGGUUGUUGAUAAUUAGGAACUUGGCAGCCAUACUGUGUGAUCAAUGAGUAUCUUCACCUGAUUUCACACAUCUCAGAAUAGGAGUUGCCUAAUCAUAUCAGACGUGCUCUUAUCAGAAUGCUUUUCCAUAUGGUCGAUUCACAGUUUACAGAUAACUGAUCACAUCUUUCCAGUGAACAGUGUUUCUUGACCUUUUCCUUAACGUCUUAAACAUGAGGCUGAUGAGAAUUCUUCGUGCAAUGUUUUGAUCCAAUUGUUUUUGCCCGUUCCCUGCUGCCAGUGUUUCAGUGCCUGAAAUAUAAAGCAUUGUUCUUUCCAGAUGUUAAAUUAUACUGUACUUAGUGGUAUAGUGAAUAUGCCAAAUAAACAUUUUGUUUAUUGUGACAUGUUCUAUUGAGGCAGUUGAAGUAAUAUGUCUGACAAGUUCACAAAUUAAAAUGAGUUGUGGCUUUGUGUGUGUGUGUGUAUAUAUUUGUUUAAUUAUUAUUUUUUUUAUUCAUUCUAGAUAGUUCAGACAAAUAUGAUCCCCGUGACAUGGAAAGACUUCAGAAAGAUGAUACCUUGCUGGAGAGUUAUCUUCUCUGGAGGCACAAUGUAAUAGAGGAUGCUUUGAAGAUGAUUGAUGAAAGUCUAAAGUGGAGAAAAGAUAUUGCAGUAAAUGGUAUGAUCUUUUAAGUCUUUAUAAUGUCUACAAAUUACAUGCUUUUUAGUUUCUUGGUUUUGCUUUGAUGGAAUUAAAGUUUCUGCAUGAAGUCUGACUAAAUGUCAAUUUACUUUGCUCGGGAAUGUGAUUUUUCUUUUUUCCUCCCUUCUAAUCAUAUAGGUUCUUUUUAGUAAAUCACUUUUUUUCCCCCACAUAUUUUGUUUCACUCAGGUGAUCUGGUUUCUCACUUACACAGCAGGGAACAGGAAAUCCCAUUUUGCUAAAUCAGUCAUUGUGCACUGGGGAAAUCUAGAAAUUAAGAUAUCCUUUCUAGCUUCCGAAAUCUGCUCUAUCAAAGAAAGGACACAUUUUGUUUUGUUCAAAAAAAGAUAUUUUUUUUUUUUUUUUGUUGGUUUGUUUGUUUUUUGACAGAAUAUUUCUUUUUUUAGAAUAUUGAUUUUAACAAUUACAUGUACAUAAUGUUACUUAAUACAGGUAGACCUGUUACAGCGAAAAAAAAAAAAAAAAUAUAUAUAUAUAUAUAUAAUUAUUUUUAUUUUUUUAUGCUCAAUUUAAUAGCAAUUAACUGCCAACAAUUAUGUUUAGUUCAUGUUAACAUAUGAUUUUAAUUCAAACUAAUAUUUCUAAUAUAAAUGUACGGAGACCACAGUUUUAUAGGUGCUCAUUUCAUAUUUAUAUUUGAUGUUCCCAGGCAAUCAUUGUCAUGCAAAUUGUUCUGAAAUUGAUUAUGCUAAUGCAGAAAAGCAAAUUCGACCUUUGCAAUCUUUCUAGCAAGGGUGGAGUUAUGGGUGCAUGGAGUACCCUUAGUUUGUGUCAAACCAUUUGAUACAGAAAUAGGGAAUGUUGCCUGCAGCACCAAAACCACAAUAACCGCUUUUGGAAUACAUCUGUAUUCUAGAGGUGGGAAAAAACAAGCUGUUAUUCUAUUACCAUUUGGGCAUUCUCUCUUCAUUGCCAUUUUGAAUUUUUAGCAAAUUAAUAACUGCAAAGCAGAGGUCUCUGUGUGUAUUCCAUUAUGUGAUCUUUAACAUUUCUGUUUAGUGAAUGAGUGAGUGCACUAGAUGAGUGUGUGCGUGUAUAAAUAUAUGCACACACAUAGUGUGCUGAUUUUGAGAAAAAUGAGGGCAGGAUUGGCUGUGAUUUCUUACCACUUCCUGGUCCUAAGAUAAGCUGCAGAUGUGCAUUAAAGGAUGAAUUAGAGGUGAGGAAUUUUAUAUAUUUUGUUUCUUAAUUUAUUUUACAUGUUUGACAUGCUAUAAUUCCAUAGUGUAUGUCUAGAAGGGUCAACAUUUAGCUUGGAGUUUCCCUUUAAGCACUCAUACUAGCUGCAAAGACUCCUCUGCAUAAUAAGAAUUCAAUGUCAUCUUUCAAAGUGAAAAAUAAUAGGGUUGAUUAGUAGAUAGGAUGUUUGAAGUUCCAGCCUUUUUGACGUCGGGCAUACUUAUGAGCAAGCAAAAUUCCCUACUGAUUUUUAUUUUGAAAAAUCGUAUUUUGAUUCAAAAGACCUGUCACAUGUAACAAGCAAGAUAUGCCUUUUUUUACGGUAUUACAGUCAUGCCCUGACCUCUAAAUAUCCUUUCACCAAAAGCAUCCUUUGAGAACAUUAAGUAACGUGCUUAAGCACUCUUGGCACUUGAUAAGUUCAUUUCUGAAAAUGUUUACAAGGAAUAAUGACCUUUAUCCACUAUUGCCUCUCACACAGAACCCCACUCAGAAUUCUAUUUGUAAGUCUUGGAUUUCUGUUUUCUUAACUUCUGCAAAUGAUUCUGCAUUGAUUUAUUUUAUUUUUGUUAUCCUGCGGAAAUUUUUUUUUAUAAACUCUUUAUAAUUUUGUUUUUAUGUUUUAACAUAUUUCCCAGAUUCUUGUGCAUAAGGAAGGUUGAUUUUAGUUCUGUUAUCCAGAGUAAAUGAAGACUCCAAAUAACCAAGUUAUCAGAUGUCUUCAUAAUUUAUGCUACCUAUAAUGACCAUCUAUUAUAACCUUAUGCUGACUAGUUAAACUAAUAGGUGCAAAUGUUGCAACUCUGCCACCCCUUCCUGCUAGUCCCUUCUGCCUUGUGGUCAUUGUAUAUCCUAUACCCUUUGGACAAUGGAGGGACUUAACCAAUUGUCACAGCCUAUUCUAAUUAUCUCAGUGGUAAAAGAGGGAUGGGUUUUACUUGCCAAGGGAGCCCUAUUUUUAUUAAAGCACUUAAAAAAUGAUUUGUUAGAAACCAGAGGAGGUGCACCCAAAUUCUGUUUCACCAUAACAGUAAAUUGUUGUGCAUAGGCUGUCCCUUUUCAUGUUAGUCUACUGUUUGUAAGUGUUCACUUUGGUGGAAAUAAAGUUGUAUUGCACAUUAAAUUAUACUGUAUCUGUAGCGGAACGCUAGUCUCUCACAGACUAUUUCCGCUGGUAGUCCAGGUGUGGCUCAGGAACAAGUAGUAACCCCAGGAGAAACAUCCACAGUAAUAGAAUAAUCCAACAGCGUAGCAAGCACAAUCAGCAAGACAAUCCAAUAAUAUCCCAUCACCUUUCCCAAUAACUGGGCGACACACAGUAUCAGGAGCAGAACUUAACUGAGAUUUAAUUUCACAUGCAAUGCUCCCAUGCAAGGGAGACACCCACAAGAAUUAGUACAUUCACCAAUCGGAUACAUGUUACCUCCCACACAUCUCCUCCCCUCUGCCUGUGAUACAAUUAUCUCAACACAAUAGACUAACUUAUUUAUCACAGGCAGAGAAAUAGUUUUUACAAAAUAUUAAUAACUUCAAAAAUAUACAUGCCACAAACAUAACUCGAACUCAGCACACUUUAAUUAUAAACAUAUCCAAAAUUCAGCCAAUUCCAUCCAGGGGUUAAAAAGUUAGCCGGAGGUGCCUUUUUGACCGACCGCAAGCACAUUUUCAUGCCCAAAACAGUUCCAUAGAUUUGGGCUGUGCGGUCGGUCUAUUUCAGGCUGAAAAAACGACUAAGUCCCAUCGCCGAAUGGGACUUAGUCUCUGCGGCUGCAAAAUCAUUGUGGGAGAAGGUAAGGCUCAGCGGUGUUCGCGGAACUGUGUAGCCGAUUUCAGUUCCAUGAAUUUGGCUACACACACCGCUGACCGCAUUGAAUAAAAAAAGAUGGCCGCCGCCACAUGUUCGUUUGCACGAACAGCGGCCCUCCAGCGUUCGGCAAUUUACCUACAGCAGGCUCCCAGCCUGGGAGGUAAAUUGCCUGCACACUUCCAGCUCUGGGUGGUCCGCCUGUGCAGUGAAUGGCUCGGUAAGCCCCAAUUACCGAACCAUAAGGGGAAAAGCCAUUUAAAAGUUAUUUCCAAAGUCUGGGGACAUUGGGGACACCAUCUUAAAGGGGCAGUGUCCCAAACAAGUCUGGGGACACAGUUUUAAAGGGGCCUUGUCCCAAAUAGGUCUGGGGACACAGAUUUAAAGGGGCAUUGUCCCAAAUUUUCGCCAUGCCCCAAAAUUUUCGCCUAGCCGCACCAUACAAAUCCAAUAUGCCCAAAUAUUGUACUUAAAGGGCCACAUCUUCCUGGGACCAUAAUCACUGGGUAGGAGGCGGGCCCCCUCCAAGAAUACAUGGCAAACUCCGUUAAAGGGGCGAGUUUGCUACAGUAUCUCUGUUGGCCUGGCAUUCAUUAACAAUCCCACAUACAGGAAGGGUCAUUUAAGCAGCUAGAAGGAAAAACAAGUCUAGCAACUACUUAGAAAAGUUCUCCUAUGUGAAAAUGAACGGUACAUUUAGCUUUCAUUCAUUUCCAGUUGUAAAAAAGGUCUCUUUUUAUUGACCUUAGAACAGGCAACCUUUUGCAAUCCUGAUUUUUAUGGAUUACAUCUCUCAUGAUGCUUUUCCAGGCUUAUGUCUUUAGACGCAUUGGAGGUGCUGUUCACAACAUCUGUAAUGCCAAAAGUUGUCUACACUUGAUUAAAGGGACACUAUAGUCACCUGAACAACUUUAGCUUAAUGAAGCAGUUUUGGUGUAUAGAACAUGCCCCUGCAGCCUCACUGCUCAAUCUUCUGCCAUUUAGGAGUUAAAUCCCUUUGUUUAUGAACCCUAGUCACACCUCCCUGCAUGUGACUUUCACUGCCUUCUAUAAACACUUCCUGUAAAGAGAGCCAUAUUUAGGCUUUCUUUAUUGCAAGUUCUGUUUAAUUAAGAUUUUCUUAUCCCCUGCUAUGUUAAUGGCUUGCUAGACCCUGCAAGAGCCUCCUGUAUGUGACUGAAGUUCAAUUUAGAGAUUGAGAUACAAUUAUUUAAGGUAAAUUACAUCUGUUUGAAAGUGAAACCAGUUUUUUUUUUUUUUGUUUUGUUUUUUGUUUUUUUCAUGCAGGCUCUGUCAAUCAUAGCCAGGGGAGGUGUGGCUAGGGCUGCAUAAACAGAAACAAAGUGAUUUAACUCCUAAAUGGCAGUUAAUUGAGCAGUGAAAUUGCAAGGGAAUGAUCUAUACACUAAAACUGCUUUAUUUAACGGAAGUAAUUUAGGUGACUAUAGUGUUCCUUUAAGAAGAGGAGGCUGAUUUCCAUCCUUUAGUUUGAAAAGGUACUAGAGAAUCUGGAGUUGAAACACAAAACACUGAGCCGAUUAAUUAUGGGUCGAAAUUUGCUUGCUAUAACAAUAGUUUUUUUGUUUUCUUCUUGGAUGAAUACGGUAUAAAACAUCAAAAAUAGAAACCUGACUUUUUGAGAUUUAGUCAUGCUUGAUGUAGAGUCGGAGUGUGUACAUGUUGUCAAAUUGCCUAUUCAUGACGUUCCAUCCUUUUAUCUUCAGAUCUGAGUGAAACCAGUCUUCCAAGGUGGUGUUUUGAAAUUGGUGCUACUUUUCUGCACGGAUACGACAAAGAAGGGAAUAAACUAUGUAAGUUUGACUUACUUUAGUCUCACAUUCUGUUUGUGUCAAGGGCGGGAAUAAAAAGAGGAACCAGGGAGAGGAACAGCAGACUAUCUUCUAUUACUAACUUGUUGCUCAGCCUGCUCUGCAUACCAUUGGUUGCAAAUUGCAACAUUAAAGGAGCACUAUAGUGUUGGGAUUGCAAACCUGUAUUCCUGACAUUAUAGAAACACUCUGCUCCUCUCCCAGGACGAAAUAAAGGGUUAAAUAACCCUUUAAACAUUUACCUUAUUCCAGCACCCGAUUUCAUUUAUGCUGGGUCAGGCUCCUUCUGCUUCGACGUCUGCGAUCAGGAUAACGUAAUGCACUUGCGUGGGGACACCGGCUUGUGCAUUAAGCCAUCCACAUAGGAAUGCAGUGAAUAUCCUUUGUGAUUUCCUAUGGGGAUUCUGAAAAUGUUGGACGUCCUCCUGGAAGGCGUGAGGACGUCCACCGUCGUUUCACAAAGUCAAACUAUGUGAAGCAGCAGGACCCACCUAGUGACUGUCUGGUAGGCAAUUUCUCUAAAACUGCAAUGUUUUAGAUUGCAGGGUUGAAGGGAUAGUGGCAGUGCACCCAGACCACUUCAAUGAGUUAAAAUGAUCUGGGUGCCUAUAGCUUGCAAUGGCUUGCGACCCACUCUAGAACUUUUACAUUGUACAGCCUUUUCAUCAUCAAAUAGGUAAAAUGUAUGGUGCAAUACACUUAGCUUGCCAUUGUGUGUUUUGUAUGGGCAAAGCUAAUUUCUUGUAUGAAUAAAAUGUUCUCUCACUUACAAAUUUUACUUUACUACAAGACAAUAUACAGAGUAAUAGAAAAUGCCAGACUAUAUAAUACUUUUUUUUUAUUUUUAUUUUUUUUUAUUUUUUUUUUAUUUUUUUUUUACCCCUUCUGCAUUUUAUGAAAUGUUAAAUAUUUUAGGCAUCUUUGACAUUUGCGUGACUCCAUUGCCAAGGAAUGUGUUAACUUUUCCCGGGUUUGUUUUUCUAUUUUUCAAUCCUAGUUUGGCUUAGAGUCAAGCUUCACAUCCGUGAUGCUAAAACAUUUGAGGACAAGAAGAAAUGUGUGGCAUUCUGGUUGGAGCGGUAUGCCAAAAGAGAACCUGGAAAAUAUCUAACAGUGGUGUUUGACAUGACUGAGUGUGGACUUAGCAAUAUUGUAAGUUCUCAGUAUAUCGUGAAUCAAUUUAUAUGCUGUUCUUGUCUAAUGCUAACUCACAUUGAACAUUUAACAAUUGGUUGAUGACAAACAGUAUGCCAAAUAACCUGUAUUAAUCCAUGUAACAAACAGUCUUGAACUUAUUUUACCUUUCCGAGUAUAUGGAGAUGAGAUUUGCACUUUACCAUCUAUUCCCAUAUUGGUAAGUAGUUUUUUUUAACCUGGGGUAAAAAGGAUAUAUAAAUUGCACAGACUGCAAUUUUGUCAAACUGUAGAGGCAUAUCGGCAGGUGAAACAAUAUAACUUACCGUACAUAAAAUUGUGAUUUUUUUUUUCUUUUUUCUUUUUAUAAACAUGAGUUCCAACCAUCAUAUUUGUAUUUUUCUAUCUCUGUUGUCAGCAGCUGAUAUAAUUAAUCAUAAGAUAAGAAUUUAAAGCAAAAUAUAUAAUCUGGCAAGCAUAUGAUGUAAUAACUAUUUUUACGUUUAUGCUAGGCCAUUUUUGCCAUGGCAAACUCCGUUGAAUUGUGGGGUUUUCUCCAAGCAGAUGCAUGUAAGAAUCGUUUGAAGUUCAGUCCUCUAUCAGGAGCAAUAUUAGGCAAUAUCUUCCAUCACUAAUGCUUUCAAGCCAAUCACACAACCGUCUCAGAGACAUGAAAACAACUGAAUGCAUGUUAUAGAGCUGAACACAUCAAAAUUGAGAUGGAUAUCUUUUGUGUGAUUUUGCAAUUUUUAUAGAUUGACCCUUUCAUUUGCCCAUUGUAUCCCUUAAGGGGAAUUACUUCUUAAAUGUUGAAUAACUAACUGUGAAAACUCUGCUGUCAAGUUUUUCACGAGAAAAAAUUACUAUUUGUUCUUUUUCUAAGUAGAUUUACAGAGUUCAAAGUGGUUCAUUUUCUAUUACCUCUUUUUAAUAUGUUCUGGCAAACUUCAACAAAGGGCUAUUUGUGUAAUCUCCAACAGUCUGCAGCUUCCUGAAGCCAAUAAUAUCUACUGCAUAAUAAUGAGCUGUCUGAUAUCAAAUGCAAAAGAGAUAAAACAUGGCUUUCAUUGCAAUUGGGUUCAUUAAAAAAGGUUGUUCUUGAGAUAAUAUGGAUUUGCAUCUACAAUUCUCCUGGGUUUUUCAUUUACAAAGUAAAAUUGUGAUAUUUUCCCCUGCGACUUUUUUGAAUUUGAAGUUUGAAGUAAUAUAUUAUUCCUUGCCUCAAGGACCUAUUUCAUGUAGAGAUUUUUUUUUUUUUUUUUUGUGUGUGCCCUGAUUUAUCAUAUAGCUGCAACAACGUGUCCUAUUAAUAAUAUGGAAUAGAAUGUAGUAUAUCUUGAAAUACAAAUUAUUGCUGAUAGCUUGUUAAGUACAUCUUGUGUGGGGUACAACACACAUAUAUUACACAAGAUUUGGCCCCCAGCAGCACCCCAUUUAUGCAUGUUCAGGUGAGUGAUAUAUAUAUAUAUAUAUGUAUGCACUUUACGAAUACUAAUUUACUAUAUAUAGUAAAUGCAGCCUCCCUACCCAGUUUCACAUACAUACAUACACACAUAUAUAUAUAUAUAUAUAUAUAAUGUGUAUGUAUGUGAAACUGGGUAGGGAGGCUGCAUUUACUAUAUAUAGUAAAUUAGUAUUCGUAAAGUGCAUGUAUACUGUACAAGUAGAACAUGUGGUCAAUAAGAUAAGCUACUGUUAGUGUUUCUCCAAGCUCCAUAACCACUACAGUGAUUUGAAGUGGUCAUAGUGCCUAAAGUCUGUGUUUGCAGCAUACUCUGGAAAUACGGAUCUAAACACGUCCACCUUUGGUAGCGUCACUGGGGUAUCAUUAGCCAGCUCGGAACGAGUUGCUUGCUAAUGUCAAUUCUGCUCAAAUCUUCAGACACAGAAUUGCAUUCAUUGGCUGAGAGUGGUCAGCCGAAGCUGUCAGCCAAUAAAUGGUGACUAGAUUAGCUCCUGACCUCUGCAUGUGGUGACUAGAUUAGCUCCUGACCUCUGCAUGUGGUGACUAGAUUAGCUCCUGACCUUUGCUUUUCCCAUUUUUUUUUCUUUUUUUCUUUUUUUCUUCAAUGCUAUUUGGGCUUAGAGUCAAGCUUCACAUCCGUGAUGCUAAAACGGAGGUGAACACCAGGAGCCCUUUGGGAAUAGGGCAAACUAUUACUAAACUGCUUGCUUUGUUACUGGUUAACCAGGCUGACAUUAUAACCAUUACAGUGGGCUGCAGUGGGUAUGAUGCUUGGAGUAACCCUUUAAGUAUCAGAUAUCCAUACACCAUAGGAUUUUUUUUUUUUUUUUUUAAAUAAUCUUUAUUGUUUUAUAAAGAGGUAACAAUAGAAGCGUCAAAUUUUACAUACAACACAAUACAGUAUCGUACAAAAUAUAUGGUGAUAACAUGUGCAGUAGCAUUAUUGUCUCAGUGCACGUUAUACAUGACUUUAUACAAAUAUACAUCUUCGUGAAGGAAUAAGCCGUCUGAUGCAUUAAAUACAUAUAGUGAUCCUCAGGUAUAAACAAAACUAUUGAGAUAGCCUUGAAAGCUAGACCGUUGUCACAAUAUUUUAGCCAUGGCUGAACUGACCGCACUCCACUUCUACAUCAGUAGAUAUCUACAUGGUACACUAACCAAGUACACAGUAACAGGAGAGCAGGUAUGAAAGCAUAAAAUGAAAGAAAAAAUUCAAAACUGUGGAAAUAACAAGACAUUCCGUCGUGGUGUCUUUCCAAUGGGAUGCAAUGCUAAUUUUUGCUGCCACCAGUAUGUUUAAUACUGCGUCUCUGGAUGGUAUAUCACGUAGGUUUGGGAUAAUGUGGAGCAAAUAGAUUUCUGGAGCUAGUGGGAAAGUAAUCUUACAGAUUGCAUGGAUGGUUGUUUGUAUGGCCUUCCAAAAGUGUUGCAGGUUAGGACAGUGCCAAAAUAUAUGUUCUAUAGAUCCUAAACCAGAGUUGCAGCGCCAGCAUGUUGAGGGAGAUUUGGGAUAUAUUUUGUGAAUCCUGCUCGGGACUAAGUACCAUCUCAUUAACAUUUUAAAGUAGGCUUCCCAGAGUGUGACACAUUUCGAAGAUUGUUUAGUGUAAGUGAUGGCUUGUUCCCAUUCUAUGAAUGUUGGGGUUACCCCUAACGAUGUCUCCCACUGCUGCAUAUAAGGUAGUUUGGAGGAUCCGUGAUUGUCAGACAACGUCAUAUAACAUAGGGAAAGAAGUUUGCAAGAAGGACGAAUCAAUUUGGCAUGGUAACAUUGUGCACCUAUAUUACUAAGUGACAGCGGGUCAGUGAACUCAAUCGAUCGUGAUAUUAAAAUAUGUUUAACACGUAAAUACAUGAAAAUAUCUCUCGAUGGCAGUUUAUACCGUUCUUGCAGUGUUGGGAAAGGAUGGAUGCCAUCUGUACCAAACAGUUUGUGUACAUGUGUGACACCUAAGGAUGACCAUUUAGACGUUUGGAGGUCGGGAGAGAAGGUAGAGAGGGCCGACAAUGGUGCGAGGUACAAUAACUCUGCUUUUGGCCACAAUGCUGUAUUCCACGAAGACCAUGAUUUUGUAAGAUAUUGUGAUGUUGGAAGCGUGGAGCGUAUUGCUAAGGGGGUGGAUGACCAUAGGGCAUCAUAGAGGGAGUGUGAACCCCCACAAGCGGAUUCUAGGUCUACCCAUACUGGUUUGUGUGUGCCCAUCAUGACAUUGAGGCUUUGCGACAUCAGGGUUGCUUUGUAGUAGAGCAUGAUGUUAGGAACGUUAAGGCCUCCUUUCUUGAAUGGGCACCAUAAGGAGCGGAAAGAGAUUCUUGGGGGUUUUUUCUUCCAAAUAUGAGCGUUAAUUGCCCUUUGGAACCGUUGAAGGAGCGAAUUAGGUAAGGCGAUAGGUAAUGACCUAAACAGGUAGAUUAUAUGUGGCAGAAUCAUCAUCUUGAUAGAAUUUAUUCUACCAAACCAUGAUGUAUAGAGAUUGCUCCAAGAAUCCAUCUGUUUAGAAAUAUUGGACAGGACCGCAAUGUGACUUUCCUUUAUAGUUAGGGAUUUAGAGUGCGUUAAUUUGAUACCUAGGUAUGAAAUUGCGUUAGUUUGCCAUGCAAAUUGGUAGGUAUUUUUCAGUUCGUUCACGAAUUGCUUAUCAAGUCUUAUGGGGAGUAUCUGGGUUUUAUUAACGUUAUUUUUAUAAUAGGAGAUAUCUCCAUAUGUGGUCAGUGUGCGUAAUAGGUGAGGUAUGGAUUCAGAUGGGUUGGCUAGAAAGAGGAUCACAUCAUCGGCAAAGAGUGCCAACUUUUUUUUCUCCAGCCGGAGUAUCUAUGCCGGGUAACGCCGCAUCAAGCUUGAUCGUUCUUACUAGAGGUUCCAAACAUAAGAUGAAGAUCAAGGGUGACAAGGGACACCCUUGCCUCGUGCCAUUAGUUAUACGAAAGUUCCUUGAGGUGAAGCCGGAACUAAAUACCUUAGCAGAUGGAGCGGAAUAUAGGGCCAUGAUCACCACCAUAGGAUUUUUAACAUUCUGUCAAACAAAUAGAAAGGGGUGUGGGUACAGGAGUCAGUAAUGGAGUUGGAGCAGUGGGAAAGGUUAACCUGGUUUUACAGAAAUAGUUUUACAUUUGUAAAUAUGCUAAUGUAGCUUGUAUAACAAAAUAUGUUUGUUUCUCUUUAUUUUUAGGAUAUGGAUUUUGUGCGUUUUGUCAUCAACUGUUUUAAGAUUUACUACCCCAGAUACCUUUGUAAGUAGAAUUGUAGUUGCCUUGUCCUGUGUGAAAUAACCAUGGUACAUCUAUAUAUAAGCAAGACCUAAUUAGCAAUAAAACAUAUACUAACAGGAAAUAAAGCAUGUUUGAUGGACCAGAUAAUCCACAGAUGAAAAUGAACGAACUGCUCACUUGUAUUCUGCAAAAUACAAUAUCUGUCAUACUAGAGAGAAAGAAAAAAAUGUUCCACAAUGUUUAAAUUUUUCAUGCAGCUGUAAAUAUCCUCUUUUACAUAAGAUUAGGUUAAGAGGGCAGUAAUGCUUAAACGUUAAAGUUAUCUCAACAGUGUUCACAUGAAAUAUCUCUUAGCAGCAUGAAACCCUAAAGCAGAAGUGGCAAAUAUUUAAACGUCACAUGCUUCAAAAGGCUCAGACUUCCAAGCAAGGCAGAUUUAUAAAAUUUAAUAACCCCUUGCUCCUGAUUUCUUGUUGGAAUAGCAUUUCUUAGCAAGGUAAUUCUUAGAAUGUGGUGUGCUUUCCUACUAAUUCCUUAAAGUACUAUAUUGCUCAGUACAUUGCCCCAUCUUGUCUAUCUGCCUCUGUUCUCUAUUUUUCACCUGCCUUCACCCCCAAACCCAUACUCAGCCUUCAGAUUCCUAGUUCUCAAGCUUUAACUCGUUCAUCACGUUACCAAAUGCCCUUGUAUAAGGUGCAUAAGGCUAUCCCGACAAACAUUUAUGCAUUGUCAUCUACCUUAUAUUCAAUCCAUGCAACUAAAAUGAAUCUAGAAGCACAUACAGGUUUAUUUAUUAAAUUGUAUUCAACUUGCAAAAUAAUCAGAUUGGCCUUUUUUUUUUUUUUUGCCUAAAAUGUGCACUUUAGUUUUCAAUUAAUAAAUUUCAAUUAACGCCAAUCUGUUUAAACUUGCUGAAGUGUGGACUGUUUGAAAAUAAAGUAAUUCUGUUAUCAAAUAUAUUAACGUAUUUUUAAUUUUUUUUGGUUAAUAUGUUUAUUGAAAGAACUGAAAUUUAUUUGAUUUAUUACUGGUAUUUAUAAAGCGCCAACAGAAUCCACAGCGCUGUACAAUUAGUGGAGUACGUACAAUAUACACAGACCAACACGAGGUCAAGAGAGCCCUGCCUGUAAGCUGAUAACUAGCCAUUGGAGCUCUUUUAUACAACGUGCUUAGCUAGAUAUCCCGUGAGUUUACAAUCUAAAGGAUACGAUGGGGAUUUGAGCAGGGCCGUUUGAAGGAAUUUGGGGGCCCCAAGCAAAAUGGACAUGGAGGCCCCCCACACACACAUUCAAAGCCUACUCCCCCCUCCCUAUGUUCUUACUGCCCCCAUGUUCUUCUUACUCCUCCCCCCAUGUUCUCCUUACUGCUCUCCCACCUGUUUCUUCUUACUGCCCCAUGUUCUUCUUACUCCUCCCCCCAUGUUCUUCUUACUCCUCCACCCAUGUUCUUCUUACUCCCCUCCCUGUGUCCUUCUUACUCCGCCACUCCCCCCCAUGUUUUUUUUCCUUUCCUCUCCCUCCCUAUUUUUUUACUCCCUCCUCCCUAUGUUCUCCUUACUGCCCCAUAUUCUUUUACUACUACCCUCCCUCCCUAUGUUUUUACUCCCUAUGUUCUUACUACUACCCACUCCCCAUUUUUUUUUUUACUCCCCUCCCCUGUUCUUUUUACCCCCCCUCCCUAUGUUUUUUUUACCCUCCCCAUGUUUUUUUUACCCUCCCCACUGUGACGAGAGCAAUUUUGCCACAUUGCAUUGGAGGAGCAUGGUUGCCCGCCUGCUCCCUUUAGACUAUGGACCGGACUUUUAACAUACUUUAUUUUUUAUCUACUGAACAAAAUACCGAAGGCGCGACCACCGGGAAGCUGGCAUGUGCCUUCAAUUCACCUCCCUGUAGCUAGCGUGUGCUGUCAAUUGAUCACCCAGUAGCUGCGGUUAACCGCAGCUUAAUUGACUGUUAUUGGGUGGCCGCGGGUACACUAGGUGGCGGUGUUAUGGAGCUCCCCGGACAGCCAGCGGUGCUCAGCCUGGAAUCAGUGCACUAAAAGCGGACACUUUUUUUACGUGCAGGCACCGCUGAGCCUCCAGCCUUCCCUGCUUCUAUUCGUGGCUGUUUAGCCGAAGUCUGGAUUGAUCGGUACUUUACUUCAGUUAAUGUUUUAACCCAGAUAGCUAUGCCAUGGAGCCUAUUCGUGCAAUUUAGACUUUGGCUCCAUGGCAAUUGAACUGUGUGUGUAUAGGAUCUGAGCGCUAUUCGGUAGUUAUGUGCGCUCAGAUCCCAGCUAUCUGGGGAUAUGUGACAUGUAUGGAUUUUAUGUAUUAAAUAUAACACUGUAUGUUUUAAUGUAUUUUACUGUCUUUGUGUCCCCACGUGUAUAAUAGAGUUUUGCCUCUGUCCUGGGAGAUAAUUGGAUUACUUCCCAAUUAUCUCCAGGAUGGAGGGAGGGAAAUUAGGAUGCAUUGUGGGGAUGUGAUGCAUGUCUGUCUGUGUUAGAGUCCCCUAGGGGAGUGUCCACCGGGUGGGAGACCGGCAUAAAUACUGGGCAGGUAGCUGCUUGACCCUCAACACGGAGCUCUGUCUCGUCUUUGGGGGGGAUUUACUGUAUGCUGUUAGAGACUGAUUGCCAGGAGUGUAAGCCUCUUGGGUGCUUUUCCUGUUCGUCUGCUAGCAGCUAUUCGUGAGGUUCCAGUUCGGGAGUUUGGAGUGCUACUUUGUAUGCAGUUCGGGAGUUUGUAGCAUUCCCUUGUAUUCAGUUCGGGAGUUAUUUUGGUUUGUUUAUUUGUUUAAAAGGGAUUGCUGGUUUAAAAAAUAAAUUGUCAAGUGAAGCAUGUUCCUUUAAAUCAUGUACACAUGAAAAGAUUUAUAGAGAGUAUAUCUAUAAGGUCUUGAAUAUCUCUCUUCAAGGCAUAUUGGAAACAUUUACGUGCAUAAAAUAUGUAUAUUGGUAGAAUUAUCCGAAAUAUGCAUGCUAAAAAGAGAAUAUAUAUUUUAGUUAAUCUAAUUCCUUUUAUAACUGACCUUAAAUAUUCAAUGUUUCCUUAUUUCAGCCAAGAUUGUAAUCUUUGAGAUGCCAUGGAUAAUGAAUGGUAAGUACAAUAUUUUCAUUCAGAACCUAUCCCUAUACCUUGUGGUUUGCAACAUGCAAUACUAUGUUGAGUUUAGGUUUUUGUUUAAUAAAUGCUGAAUUUUCACAGACUGAGGACAAAAUACCAAAAUGGUUGUAAACAAGACCGGACUGUGACUAAAAUGAUGCUGUUAAUGUGUAUGGUGUGGGCUGUAUGUGGUGUACGAUGUGUCUAUAGAAGCAGUUUGUCAUGUAGUGAAUGUGGGAAGUGGGCUGCUUGCGGCCUAUUCAUGUGUGUUUAGGGGCUUAGGGUGUGAGAAAAGGGAUAAGUUCACAUUUUACAGUGGGGUGGAGGUUAGUGGACGGGAUAUGUGUUCCGCAUCUGGUGGAUGCAGAGCACUUUUUAUUGCUUCUUCGAGCAGGUGUUGCUUAAUGUAUCAUAUAAUGUAUUUAUAAUAUUAUGAGAGGGGGGAUUUAACUAUAAAUAGGACAAUUACAAGAAAACUUUAAGGAACGAUGGCUUAAGAGGACUUUGCUCAAACGAGCUUCCAUUCUAUAGGAGUAUUGCUAUGGUGAGAAGAUCCUUUGAUCUCUCGAGUUUGCCUCAGCCAUCAUGGUCCACUCAGUAAUUGCAUGAUUAAAAAAAACUGGGACUAGUUGGAAUAUUUUUGCUGCAUGGCUAUUUUGGUCGAUAUCAAAUUAGUUCCUUGUAUUUGAUGUUUAGCCAAUGUUACAUGUGGAAUAAAGAUUUUGAGCCUGAGUAAGAUACGUGGUAGACCCAUCACUGCUGCACAGUCUAGUUUGUUUUCUUCCAGUUUGUUAAAGAGUAACUGUCACUUCUCUGCAUUUUUAUUAUUUUUUACGUAUUCAUAUAUUUAACAAAUAAGUAUUUUAAACAUGUGAAAAACAAACUUAAAUGUAGAAAUCUAGAAAUAUCCUGUAACUGGUAUCUUCAAUCUGGACUCUUCUCGAUAGUGUUAUUACUCGUAAUACAUUGUUUCACAAUCACAUAAAUACGCCCCUCUACUUUCAUAAAUGUACUGUAUUGUCACCAAGGGCUUGUAGUUGAUGCGGAAUGACAUAUGGCAAGAUAAUCCAUCCUGUCUCCUACCUUUUUGAAAUGCAUUCAAUAAUGACCUUGUUACAUCUGUGUCCAUACAUUUGUUAGUUUUAUUUCUUUCAUGUACUAGAUAGGUAUGCCCGAUGUUUUAGAGUUAAGAGUCAUAACUCUGCAUCCUUUGCUUUGGUGCAUUGAGUCUGACAGGCUUGCCGACUUGAACCAAUUUAAUGUGAGCAAGCUGUAAACAUAAAUCAUUUUCAAUUAUCCCAAUGAAAGAUGUCAAGGCUGUCUUGAUAAAUUGACAUGCCUAAGCCCUUUUUUUAUGAAGGGGUUAAAACAUUGACUGAAUAAUGGGGAUUGAAAAGACCUUAAACAGCUGUACACAUCCAGAUUUGAUUUGUGUUUUAUGGCCCUGUAAUGCAAACUACUAUAAAUAUAUUGUAGAUGUUUGAAUUUUGUCCCUAAUUAGUAGAAUAGAUUUUUUUUUUAACCCUUUCACUGCCAUGCUUAUGCCAAUUCCCACUUGUUGUUUUAAUGACCCUAUUGUGUUAUUGAUCCUGAAUAGAUUUAUAUACAUCACACUAGUUUUGUGCCUUUUUAAUUUGACUUUUUUAUUUAUUUAUAUUUUUUUUUUAGCUGCUUUUAAAAUUGUCAAAGGCUGGCUUGGUCCAGAAGCCAUUAACAUGCUGAAAUUUGUGAACAGGAAUGAAAUCCAAGAUUAUAUCAGUGUUGAGUACUUGCCGCCUCAUAUGGGUGGAACGGUAAGUUAAAAUAAAAUCAGAUCCCAUAUACUGCACUCAAUUAUAGAAUAUAGCAUUUGGAGGUAUUUAAUUGAGAUGAGUUGACUGGUAAGGGUUGGGGUGUUGACAAAUAUGUUGCAUGUUACCUAAAUGAGCAUUACAAGCAUCAUAACCACUAACGUGUUAUGCAGUGGCUAUGGUGCCAGGUGGUUCCCCCACCAGUGCAAGUAGUCUGACAGUUUGACUUCAUACCUGGGGUUACUCCAUGCCUUUGUUUAGCCUCUCGGUGAGCUGGAAGCUCCUGCUAGGAGUUUUGCUGUGCAUAGCCUGUUCAUUGACUGCGAGCGAAAGCUGAUAAUUUCCUGACAAACUAAGCCCUGCACUACAGGUCUUCACUUGGGCAGAGGGCUUUCACCUGAGAGGAGGCUGCAGGGAGCAACGCCAGGUAGACCCCAGGUAAGACUGUAGUAGUUAUGGUGCUUGGAGUGUUCCUUUAAGCAAACAUCACAAAUUAAGUGCAUGCACCAAAAGGGUGUUUGUCAGUCUAAUUUACAUAUGCACUAGGUUGUCCUUGCAGUUGCUGUCAAAAGCCACUAACUCAGUGAUACACAUUUGAUUUUCAGAUUAGUAGAUCUUUUAUUCUAUACAUUUGCUGUAUAUACAUUUGCUGUCUGACAACAUAGAUAAAAUGGAUACUUACCGAAUUAGUCCCUUGUUGUUCACGUUUUAUGGAUAGCAGAGUCCCAUUAACACCAACUGGGCCAUACAUUUGUUGUUCAUUAAGGUCCUAAAUGAUGCUUUUAUGUCCUUCUUUUUCUUAUAAUUUAGGAUCCUUUCAGGUAUAGCUAUCCACCAUUACCCGACGAUGACUUUCAAACCCCAAUGUGUGAAAAUGGACCAAUUGCCAGUGAGGAUGAAUUGGAAAGCAAAGAUGAAAAUGAGUCCGAUACAAGAGACACAGUUGAUUCGAUUGUAAGUGAGGAUAGUGCAGUCAAACAUAAAAAGGUAAACAAAAUGAGUGUAAUCUGGUCUUUUAUCUGUGACAGGGCACAAGCAUUUCUGUUAAUAAUGUGAUACACUAUGUUGUUUUCUGCUAUCUCUUUAAGCUCAUUUGUUUGGUAUGCACAAGUGAAUUAUGGUAAUACACUAUAUUAUUUAAAAAUAGAAUGGUACUGGUUGUUAACCAACAUGCAUCCAAACCUUCAGAUGUAAACAGAAAUAUCAAUUUUUUUUUGGUUUCUGUUCAUCACACCCUGAAUGGCAGUUGCUCAGAGAAUUCCAAACUCUGUGAUUCACAUAAGUGACAAAGUUAUUAUGAGCUGGGGCCAAAAAAUAUUUUAAAGUGCAUCUGUCAUUCCUAUCACAAUUUGGAAUGAAAUCAAAGAUAAUUAAAUUGCAACUAGACAUUGUGCUAGCAGAAAUUCAAGCACGUGUAUAAAUUUGAAUUUAAUGCACUUUAAAAUAGUCCCUGUCCCACCUGUCAAUCCUCAGCAUUAGACUUUUAGGUUGGUGGGACGGAGGGUCUAACCAGAGGAUUGAGUGACAAGGAAGAGCAAGAGAACCCUGUAUUGGUAAGGACAACCAUGCAAUACAGAGAGUGGUGGCAAUAGGGAAUCGGUAUUACAAUAGUGUAAUACCCACAGAGCCUCUGGUUAUGGCGUGUGGGGCAGCAUGUAAGUAACACUAUAACAACUCCCAGAGUCAAUAAAAAUAGAAUUUAUUUUUGUAAUAAAUGUUUUCAUUUUCUGUGUGCGUAAAUUGAUUAGAGAGGAUGAGUUGUUCAAAAUCAAAUAUUUAUUUGAGGUUCCAGUAUCCUGUUUGUGCAUGUGCACGUGCACACACCAGAUUAAAAGCCUAAUCAAUUCAACUUAAUUUACAUGUUCACAUUAGAAUCAAUCAGACAUAAUGAGACAGUGUUUUUACAGUACAGUAUAUUUGAUGAAGCUGAAUUUUGUUAGGUCCUCUGCUUCUAUACCCCAUUUGUAUCAAGGUAUAAUGUCUUGUCUAUCUUUCAUGGGUGUGUUAACAUCACUCAUGUACUGGAUGCAAUUUACCUUAAAGGACCACUAUAGUGCCAGGAAAACGCCGGGCUCUGGAGAGAGGAAGGGGUUAAACACUUACCUUUCUCCAGCGCCGGGCGGGGAGCUGUACUCCUCCUCUCCUCCUUGCUCACGACGUCAUCGGCUAAAUGCGCAUGCGCGGCAGGAGCCGCGCGCAUUCAGCCGGUCGCAUAGGAAAGCAUUUACAAUGCUUUCCUAUGGACGCUGGCGUCUUCUCUCUGUGAAAAUCACAGUGAGAAGCACGCAAGCGCCUCUAGCGGCUGUCAAUGAGACAGCCACUGGAGGCUGGAUUAACCCUCAGUAUAAACAUAGCAGUUUCUCUGAAACUGCUAUGUUUAUAAAAAAAAAAGGGUUAAUCCUAAAGGUACCUGGCACCCAGACCACUUCAUAAAGCUGAAGUGGUCUGGGUGCCUAGAGUGGUCCUUUAACUGUAAAUUCACUGCUACCUCGGUUUCAUUAUUCAGCAAAUCAUUUUAUUACUCACCAGCUUGAUGUCAUUUGAAUGUUGGAACUUUGAUGUUGCAUGAGGGAAACUACCCAGCAGCCCUAGUGGAAAAACAAGUGCAUUAUGUUGCUUUGACUUUGCAUAAAAAUUGUUAUCUUGGCUCAUUUUUAUUAUUAUUAUUAUUAUUAUUAUUAUUAUUAUUACUGGUAUUUAUAAAGCGCCAAAAGAUUCUGCAGCGCUGUACAAUUAGUGGAGAAACGUACAAUAUACACAGACAAAUACAAGAGGUAGCGAGAGCCCUGUCUGUAAGCUGAUAACUAGCCAUUGAAGCUCUUUUAUACAAAGUGCUUGGCUAGAUGGUCCGUGAGCUUACAAUCUAAAGGAUACCAUGGGGAUUUGAGACAAGAGGUAGCAGUGGAAGUUUGGAGGUGAUGGCUGAAAGAGUUAACCGAGAGAAGCAGCUAUUGGUAAAAUACAAAGGGAAUGAAGAGGUAAUUGAGUGAGGAUCUCAAACAGUUGGAGGAGCAUGCUAUAUAUUUAGGGGGAUCCGGGGAGGGAUGGCUGCUGAGAAAAAAUGCAGUCUUUCACUGAGUUGAAUGUGAAGUAAGGCCUGAAGAACAGAGAGUGAGAUAGAACCGUUAUAUCGAGGUAUUUACAACUGGGGAGGAGAAAUGGAGAGUGAGAGGGGAGGGGAGGGGGGUAAAGUAGCCAUGUGUUAUAUACUAUUGAUAAAGUUUAGCAACCAAAUUCUAUCACCCAAAAUAUUAACUGUCUACAUGAAAUAUUUGUCAGAAACUUUAAAUGACUAUAGUACAAACUGAAUGCACAGAAAAUUACAGUGGCAACUACAGGUAUAACUGGUAGCAAAUCUAUAGUAACACAUGAGAAUAUGUUAGCAAGCCAGGAAUACAUGAUGUGGAGUAUCUUCCAAGCUUCAGUCAGUACCUGAGGGUGGUAGGUGUUUCACUGCAGGAUGUAAAAUGCAGUCUUUCACUGAGUUGAAUGUGAAGUGAGGCCUGAGGGUGGUAGGUGUUUCACUGCAGGAUGUAAAAUGCAGUCAUCAUCCUUCCAUGCCCUGUUCAAAGUCCAUUCAAUCAUUUACCUUUGCACACAGAGCCAUUAAGUAGAACAUAGUUAAUGAUGUAUCAUUCCUGGUAAGAUACAUUUUUUUUUUAAAGAUAAACAAUUUGUACUAUAGUUAGUCUUUUCAACUACAUAUUGCUAAGUUGAAGUGGAUUUAACAGUUUACAUCAAUUGGAUAUAAAAGAGCAGGUGUUCACGUUGUUUGAUGCAGUGCGUGUAUACUAAUGGGUAUCAAUUGUCAAUCUAUAAAACACAUGUACAGAGAACAGAUAGGAGGCUCGAAUGUCAAAAGUUGAAAAUACAAUUUUUGAUAUUACGGAAGAUGCUUGUUUUUGUUUCUGUUUUCCUGCAGCAAAUCCCUAGGCAUUUGUCUACCCCAACCAAAUUAUCUAUGCCAGUCCUCUGGUGUCCUGCAGGACCCAAAGGCUGGAGCAUAUCACAUUUAUUUAUAUACAAAUAAUAAUAUAUUACAGCAUCAUUAUCCACAGGACUUUGCGUGGUGAUUGAUUACGGUGUUCUUUCUUAUUUAACUGUUACAUUAUCUAUUGGAACAUAAUUGAUCAUCAACAUAAACAUUGCAGUCUGGAUAAAUCUUUCCUUGUGUAAUAGUCACUUUAAGGGCAGUGGCAGUAGCAGGCUACGAUAAGCAGAAAUCAUUAGUCUGUAAAGAAAAGCAAAUCCUUAUACAUGUUAUUGUAAACUGUAUUGCUUUAUUGAGCUUAUAAAUGACAUCAAGGUAAACCAUUACAGUUUAAUAGAGAGAUUAAGAUAGUACAUCGGAAAUACAUGGAGUGGUUAGGAGAGUCAAUUAGUUUCUUGUUUCCAUACAUCCAGGGAACGUUUAAGUUUGAGUUUAAAUACAUUUAUUCUUACAAAAUGAGUCAAUUUAGAGAUGCGAAAGAGAGAGAAAACACUUUUUUGUACACCAGUCCAUAUCAUGUCUGUAAUGUCUUAAGGGAAAUAAGUUUGUUUUUGUUUUGUUUUCUCCCCAAUUAUUAAAAUAUUAUUUGUAAUUUGUUUAAUUUGAGUGUUUAGUGACUAAUCUAUAUGCACUUUUUGCUACCUCUAUUACUUUAAGCUAAUAAACUAAUGUGAACGGAGUGAUAUAUUCUUACUAACCAUUGGAUUGCUAUCUACCGGGGCUUCAGAGAUCACAAAUAAUAAUCAAAGACUAAUUCUACCCCUCGUGAUUUUUUUUUUUGAUUCUGUUUAUGACUUUCUUAAAGAACUGGAUAAUAUAUGACUCUACUGGUUUAUGUUUGGUUGUGUACUAAGUCGUUCACGCGUGUACAAAGAAGCUCUGUGAAGACAAAGAUGAAAGAAGCGGACCUCUGAUUAACCAGUUGUAUCUCUCUUAACGUAUGCUGCUAUGCCUAACCAUGAACUCCACUGCGCUGCCAUCUUCUCCUUUGCUCAGCAUUCAUUUACUUUUUCUUUUUUAAUAAGUCAGAUUAGGACCAAAUUGUAAGUUCAAAACAAAACACAAAAUGCGUUAUUAACCUUAUUUUAGAGUAGUCACAAUGCAAAGCUUCACAGUUUUGACUGACUGACUUUUUUUCUAUUCCUCCCCCCCCAACCACUCUGUUGCUUUCAACAAAUACUCAGCCAGUAACUGUUAUGUCUGAUGGUUUGCAAGAAGAGGAAGCGAGUGGAACUGCACAGUGGGAACUUGGUCACAAGAUUAACAUGUGAAGAUGACUUACAACAGUAAUGACUAAAGGCGAAGAUAUCAACACAGAAUAAACAAAUGCAAGAAAACCUUUUGAAAUUGAUUUCAAAGUAUUGACAAUGCCAAAUAUUCAUAACCUAACGCAACAUAAAAUGAUCUUCUGCUCUCAUUAUCUGCAUCACCUUUUUAGUGUUUAUAAACUGCUUGAUUUUCCUGCUGCAAUCCUUUGCCACUCAAAAUCUUUUUUUGUGUAAUUAACAGCGUUCCACGUGGCAAUGAUUCUUUUACAGAAGUCUGUUUCUAAUUUUACAUUUUCUAGUGUGGAGUAAACCCUACCAGUUUCACUUGAUGAUCCGGUUUAUUGGACCAGUAUGACAAUGUAUAGUGCUUUCAAAGAGCCACAGGAUUCUUCUUCUAUCAGACAUUUAAAAGGAAACUGAAUCUUCAAGUUUUCCAUCAUAUAUUCCAUCGUUUAUCUGGCAAAGGGGAAUAAAAAUGUUUCUUACAACUUCUAUAAAACAUACUUUAAAUAUCAUCUUUUGGAGAUCAUAAGAUAUGAACAUGUAAGACCAGUCUAGAGUAUAUUUAUAAAACGCAUCUUUCUAAAACUGUAAAAACAUUUCUUGAUGAAAUGUAGAAUAGUUGAAACAAAACGAAGAGGCCUGCAAGCACCUUGUGCUCCUUAUCCAGCUAAAUGAUCGCCGUGUUAAUUUUUUGGCUUUGGCUUUGGCUUUGGCUUUGUGAUGCAUAGAAGACCCAAACAAUUUGCACGUUUUGCCAUGUGCUUGUUCAACCAUAUGUUCCUCUUUGUCUUUUAUUUUACCCACAUAUAAUUUACUAUUUAUUUUUGUUUUAAGAACAUAUAGGGCUUUCUUGCGCUACUCUAUCUACAUCAGGGCAGACCAGCUUCAACACUUAGAUGUUUUCGACUACCUCUUUCACAAUGCUUUGCCAACAUUAUGGUUGUAAGAGCACUAUGAGAUAUGAAGUACACAACAUCUGGUGUGCCACAGUUUGCCAACCCGUACCCUACAAGAAUACUUAUCCUGCUGUUAAAGAAAUACUAUAGUGCCAGGAACACAAAGCUCCCUCUGCCACUGGAGGCAGACUUAGUGCUGCCUGUAAACAUUGCAGUUUCUCUGGACUGCAAUAUUUAUCAUUGCAGCAAUGAGCGGAAGUGGUCUGGGUGCCUAUAGUGUCCCUUUAAGUACUACUAAAAUAUAAGCGGGUAAAAAAAGCAUGUGGAGAAAUACCCAAUUGUGUAGCCAUUUUAUCAUUAUAAUGUGUAUAAAACUACGGCAGCUACAGAAGCACACCUGAAAAAUAUUUUUUCCUGAUUUUGAAAAUACCAUUUUCAUCUAUUUUGGUAUUUAUGGGUCACGUAUUAAAUAGAGCACAUUCAUGUUUAAUUGUUAGAAUAAUUUUUUUAAGGGCCAGACGAGAAAUAUCUGCCCUAAAUAUGCCUUCAAAUUUGAACUCAUGUUUAUCAGCCAGACAAAGUCUGUUUGAGAAUGAUAACUAAAAUCCACAUUGUCAGAACUGGCCAUUUUAAUUAAAGACACAGUGACGUUUAAAUCCUAUCACUCUUAUACAUGCUCUGCUUGGCAACGAAUCAUGGCAGUUAUUGUCUGUGGCAUAUUAAGGGCAGUUUAAGCUUUUAAUCAGGAAUAGGCAACCUUUAGCACUGCAGGUGUUGUGGGUUACAUCUCCCAUAAUGCUAUUACAGCCAUAAUGCUGGCAAAGCAUCACGGUCGAUGUAGUCCACAACAUCUGGAGUGCAAAUGUUGCCAACCCCUGCUCUUCGGUUACCUUUAACCCUAAAUCCCCACACACAAACCUAACCUUAACCCACAGGACAUCAGCAGAGGGAUUUCAAAGCAUACACAGUACAGAUGUCUGAGUCAUAUGUACUAUGAUCCCAGCAUGAGAGAGAGAGAGAUCUCCUUCAUACUGUCCCUGCCAUACACACAGUGGUUGCACAGCAAAGUGCUGAUCACGGUCAGCAGUCAGGCACACAGGGAGACCUGACCUGUGUCUUCUCAGACCCUGUAAGUUUCCCUGUUAUUGGGGGUUCUUUGAAUCUCCCCAGAGCAUGAGAUGAUUACUGUGACUGAACGUGAUCUACAGAUCAGUGCUCACUUUGAGUGACACUUUUGAGUGGUUUAGGUCACCUGGUAUUACACUUGUAAUUUUGACAACAGUUUUGGAGAUUUUAUGUAUCCUAUCUACUAGACUUACAUUUCGUUUAUUUCUCUUUCACCAGUUUAAUGUCCCUAUACUAUUGUUAUACCAUUUUUACCAUUAUUGCAACAUUGAACAAUUCAGGUACUCUCUAAGACACAGAUCCAUUCUAAUUUUGGAGCAGUUUAAGCAAUACAAUGUAUUCAGAUGUCCUUAAAGUCUGUAACAGAACUGUACAUUGAUUUGGUGUAGAAUGGCAGGUGGCUUUUAUCCAUCAGUAGGUGUAACAUUUUUGUAUUGUAUUUCGACAUGCUCGUGGAGUUUGUUUAAAAAUUCAUAUUUUUUAGAAAAUAUCUGAAAUAUCAAGACUACAUGUGACAGACUGCUCUUUGAGUUUGGAUAAACUGAGGGGUUUUUUUUUUUUUGUUUUUUUUUUAGAAGGGAGAUUUUGUUUUGUAUAUUUGAUAUACUGUAUAAAAAUUGCUGUUUAUUUCCAUUGUUCUUCCAAGUGUUUUAUGGUCUCUGUCACACAUACUUGUAACUACAUAUGUAGUUAUGACUGUGAAUGUGUAAUUGUAUAGUCAUACUUUUUGUGUAUACCCAUAUGUAUCAAUUUGCUCGUUCUCCAUUUUUUUUUUUGGUUUUUUUUCUCAAUGUGCAUUUCAACCAUAUUGCUUUUAAAAACAUUCUCCAAUGUUAUCUGGAUUUGUUUAGCCUUUUUGUAAAAAUAAAAUAAAAAAUAAAAAUGAAAUUAAAGUUAAAUUAAUCACGGGGGAGGGUUGCUUUUAGUAUUUUUCAAAUAAACGUUGGCUUCUCAUUAUGAGACAGAUUUCUUGUUUAUAAUUGUAUGUUUAAUUAGUAUUAUAAGGAAUGGCUGCUUAACAAAGGCAGUUUGGCAUCUUGAUUUUAAUUGCACAAAAUCCAGAUCUUGCUUUCAUCUUUUAAAAUGUUAUGUAAUCUGGCCACUCAAUUUUAAAUGUGUCGAAUGAAUCCAUAUGUUUUUUUUUUUGUUUGUUUUUUUAUAUAAUUAACUACAAUCUAAGAAAACAUCUGUUUAAAUCUUUCAUCUUUUCUCCAGUUGUGGAGAAUCAAUAGUUCUUUAGUACCAGGCUGUUUUUACAAAUAAAAUCUUGCAAAUCAUUGAAUUAUUUUUACUAUCCUUGUGUGUUUGUUUCCACUAUUGUAAAUGUGUAUGUUAUUUGUAUAUGCAGUUAUAUAAUCAGGAAAGAUAGUUAGCUUUUCAGUAAUUUUCAAGUAGGUUCUAGAACAGGGGUAGGCAACCUGUUGGCCCUCCAGAUGUUGUGGACUACAUCUCCCGUAAUAUUUUUGCAGCCAUAAUGCUGGCAAAGCAUCAAUGGAGAUGUGGUCCGCAACAUCUGGAGUGCCAAAGGUUGCCUAUCCCUGUUCUAUAAUAUAAAUGUAAAAAAAAAACACAUUUGUUCUUAUAUUAUCCUUGCUUGGUGUGGAGUAUUUCAAAAAUUUGAACAGGCAGUAGACAUAGUGCAGCUGUUAUAAUAAGUUAUCGCACCAACAUGGCUUUUAAUGUUCGUAAACUAUGUUUUACACAAGUUAUAAAUUUGCAAACUGUUACUCUAGCUAGUUUAGUUUUAAUGUUCAUGACUUCGUGUUAACAAUAUAGGAUUCAUAAUAAAAAUUAUGACUUAUCCUACACUUUAAUAAGAUGUUAUCAAGAUCUUGUGUACGUAACUCUUUCUAUAUCACACAUUGUUAGGAGCACUCCUAGGGUUCGCUUUCCCUCUAGGUAGCAGCACUCCCAGGGUUUACUUUCCUUCUAGGUAGCAGCACUCCUAGGACUCUUAGUCUCUGGACUGUAGCAUUCCUAGAGUUCUUUUACACAUCCCAGUAAUGCUCCUAGGGGUCUCUUAUACAACAUGCCAAUAACGCUCCUAGGGUUCUCUUAUACAACAUGCCAAUAACGCUCCUAGGGUUCUCUUACACAGCAUGCCAAUAGGUGCUCCUCGGGUUCUCUUACACAGCAUGCCAAUAGGCGCUCCUAGGGUUCUCUUACACAGCAUGCCAAUAGCGCUCCUAGGGUUCUCUUACACAGCAUGCCAAUAGCGCUCCAAGGGUUCUCUUACACAGCAUGCCAAUAGCGCUCCUAGGUUUCUCUUACACAGCAUGCCAAUAGCGCUCCUAGGGUUCUCUUACACAGCAUGCCAAUAGCGCUCCUAGGGUUCUCUUACACAGCAUGCCAGUAACGCUCCUAGGGUUCUCUUACACAGCAUGCCAAUAGGCGCUCCUAGGGUUCUCUUACACAGCAUGCCAAUAACGCUCCUAGGGUUCUCUUACACAACAUGCCAAUAACGCUCCUAGGGUUCUCUUACACAACAUGCCAAUAACGCUCCUAGGGUUCUCUUACACAGCAUGCCAAUAACGCUCCUAGGGUUCUCUUACACAGCAUGCCAAUAGGCGCUCCUAGGGUUCUCUUACACAGCAUGCCAAUAACGCUCCUAGGGUUCUCUUACACAGCAUGCCAAUAGGCGCUCCUAGGGUUCUCUUACACAGCAUGCCAAUAGCGCUCCUAGGGUUCUCUUACACAGCAUGCCAAUAGGCGCUCCUAGGGUUCUCUUACACAGCAUGCCAAUAAUGCUCCUAGGGUUCUCUUACAUAACAUGCCAAUAAUGCUCCUAGUGUUUUUUUACACAACAUGCCGAUAGUGUUCCUGGGCUUGUUACCUGUAUUUUACCUGCAAUCAUAAGACCUCUGUAACUAUACAUAUUUACCCAUGACCUUUAACUAUGACCAGCAGAUGAAUAGUUUCUGUUGUUGUGAAUGUAAUGGAAAAUGAAAUUAAUGCAUCACUUUAUUUUUAAUGUUGGGGUGUACCUAUGUUGAUAUAUCUUUAGGAGCACCCUGUUUCAUUAAAUUAUUUAUUUUUUUUAAGCUCUGCUUUAUCGCUGAGACCAUGUUACUGAAUACUCUGCCAGUGCUGAGUUCAUCAUUCAGCUUCUAAUGUGGUUUAGAGGGAUGGAGUGUUUCCUUAAAAACCAACUCACUAAGCGCCACACCCUGUCAUCUAUUACAAGGCAAAGAAUUUAGGCCAAUGUCUCUCUCUAACACAGAAUACGAUUAACAUCAAAAUACCUUUUGAUUUAUAUUUUUAUGCUUUAGCAUCAUUGCAAGAAGUAAAAUUAUAUAACCUUUAUCUGCUUUUAAAGCUGAAUUAUCUUCCAUCAUUUUAAUAAACCAAAUGCAUCAAAAUGUUUUAGAUAAUCCUGUUACUUUCUUUAGAUAAAGAUUUCUUCCUUAUAUCUGUCUGUUCCUAGUUGCAUGCAAAGAAGCAUACUAGUUUUACAUUGCUAUAAUGUCCUCUUUUGAUAUAUUUGUUGGUUCGCAUAGCAUUUUUAUGACUUGUUUGCAUUUUUAUUUAUGUAGAUGAGCUACUCCGAAGACCAUUUUAAACAAGCAGAUGGAGACAAGAAUGAUAUCAAGCAGCAAAAAAACAAGAAGGCAGUGGCCGUUUUUAAAGGACCUUUAUUACACAUUAGGUAUGAUUUAAGGGCACAGUUUACAAUACAAGUUGGUUUUCUUGGUAUUUGUUUCUUAGAAGUUUCUUAAACUGCUGACAUCCAGUAUGUCCUAUCUUAACCUAACAGUCACAAAUGUGGGGCAAUACUUUGCUUAUCAUUCUAUUUUUUUUUUUUUUUUAAAUGGGGUGUUGCAUCUUGCAUUUGUUAGUAGAACUCCCGCAGGGAUGAGCAUAGUAGUUUAUGUUCUGCUCUUGAAAAAUUCUGAGAAGAGUGAUAAUAGAACACGGUACAACAUCUGUCUAAUAUCAUCAAUUUUUUUUUUUUUUUUAUGAUAAGCAUUUUAUUUAUUUUCUUUACUUGAAUUUUGUUUAAUUUAGUCCUGCAGAAGAGUUGCACUUUGGAUCCAAAGAAAGUGGAGAAAGAAAAUGCAUAAUUAUUCUAAAUAAUGUUACAAAAAACACAGUAGCAUUUAAGGUAACUUGUUAUAUUUAUUAUUCUUUUUCUGUAUUAUAUAUAAUUUUCAUGCCUAUUUAUGGCAUUUAUAUCAUUGUAAAAUCACAAGUCACUGUGAGUUUUAUUCCUUUGGAUCUCUGUGAUGCUUUUACACACUACAUAUUGCUGUGAGUCUUAAAGAAACAAUCUAGUGUCAGGAAUACAAAUGUUUUCAUUAUAAAGAGGGGGCCUGUAACCUAAACAAUCACUUCAGCAAUACAAAUGUAUUCCUGACACUAUAGUGCUGAAGUGGUUGUUUAGGUUACAGGCCCCUUUAUAAUGAAAACGUGUAUGUUACUACCUUUUCUCCCACAUCUAAUCGCUGCUGUCCCCGGAUCCAUGGCUGAGAUUAUCAGUCUUGUGUAUGAGUGGAAAAACACCUGGCUGCAUCCAUCAGUAUCUCCUAAAAGAGAUUAGUUGAAUAAAUGCAUCUCUAUGGGGAACUUUCAGCGUCUCCAUGCAGAGCAUGCUGAAUGCCAGUGCUGCACAGUGUGCAGCACUGGACUAGGAAACACCUCUGUUCGUAAUCUGAGUGACUGCCAAUAGUGGUGUUACUAGGCAGCAAUGUAAACACUGUUAUCAGACUGGAGCAAUUUAAAUGGAGUCCAAGAAAAAUGGGAUUAUUUAAAAGUUGCACUAUUGAAGGCAACAGAAAAUUGCAUUAGGCUUGUCAGUAAAAGCAAAAAAUUCAAGAAACCACUGUGGUACUCCGCAGAUGUGGCCAAAAUAGUUAAAACAAAAAGUUAGCAUUUAGGAAUUAUAAAAAAACCCAGAGUGAGGAAGACAAAAUGAUCUAUAAGAUUAGGCAGAAAGAGGCUAAGCAAGUUAUAAGAGCUUCCAAAUCACACACAGAAGAGAAAAUAGCACAGUCAGUAAAAAAGGGGGAUAAAACAUUUUUUUAGAUACAUAAAUGAGAAAAGAAAAGUAAAACAAGGAUUAGUUAGAUUAAAAACAAAAGAAGGAAGGUAUGUAGAAGAAGAUAAAGGUCAGGCUGACUGCCUCAAUGAAUAUUUUUGUUCUGUAUUUACAGUAGAAAAUGAAGGAAAGGGACCUCAGUUGAGAAAAAGGAUAAAUGAGUAAUUUAUUACACGUGAGUUUACAGAGGAAGAGGUUCUAUUUCAACUGUCAAAAGUAAAAGACAAAUAAGUCAAUGGGACCUGAUGGAAUACACCCAAAGCUAUUAAAAGAGCUUAGUGGUGUACUAGCAAAACCAUUAACAGAUUUAUUUAACCAAUCAUUGUUAACAGGAGUAGUCCCAGAAGAUUGGAAGUUAGCGAAUGUUGUGCCCAUUUACAAGAAAGUUAAUAGGGAGGAGUCGGGCAACUAUAGGCCAGUAAGCCUUACUUCAGUAGUGGGGAAAGUGAUGGAAACCAUGUUAAAGGAUAGGAUUGAUGAACAUCUAAAAACACAUGGAUUUCAAGAUCAAAGACAACAUGGGUUUACUUCAGGGAGAUCAUGCCAAACAAAUCUUAUUGAUUUUUUUGAUUGGGUAACUAAAAUUAUAGAUCAGGGUGGUGCAGUAGACAUUGCUUACCUAGAUUUCAGUAAGGCUUUUGACACUGUUGCACAUAGAAGGCUUAUCAAUAAACUGCAAUCUUUAAGUUUGGAUUCAAAUAUUGUUGAAUGGGUAAGGCAGUGGCUGAGUGACAGGCAACAGAGGGUUGUAGUGAAUGGAAUAUAUUCGAAGCUUGGACUUGUCACCAGUGGGGUACCUCAGGGAUCUGUACUUGGACCCAUUCUCUUUUAAUAUUUUUAUUAGUGAUAUUGCAGAAGGUCUUGAUGGUAAGGUAUGUCUUUUUGCUGAUGAUACUAAGAUAUGUAACAGGGUUGAUGUUCCAGGAGGGAUAAGCCAAAUGGCAAAUGAUUUAGGUAAACUAGAAAAAUGGUCAGAAUUGUGGCAACUGACAUUUAAUGUGGAUAAGUGCAAGAUAAUGCAUCUUGGACGUAAAAACCCAAGGGCAGAGUACAGAAUAUUUGAUAGAGUCCUAACCUCAACAUAUGGGGAAAGGGAUUUAGGGGUGAUUAUUUCUGAUGACUUAAAGGUAGGCAGACAAUGUAAUAGAGCAGCAGGAAAUGCUAGCAGAAUGCUUGGUUGUAUAGGGAGAGGUAUUAGCAGUAGAAAGAGGGAAGUGCUCAUGCCAUUGUACAGAACACUGGUGAGACCUCACUUGGAGUAUUGUACACAGUACUGGAGACCGUAUCUUCAGAAGGAUAUUGAUACCUUAGAGAGGGUUCAGAGAAGGGCUACUAAACUGGUUCAUGGAUUGCGGGAUAAAACUUACCAGGAAAGGUUAAAGGAUCUUAACAUGUAUAGCUUGGAGGAAAGACGAGACAGGGGGGAUAUGAUAGAAACAUUUAAAUAUAUAAAGGGAAUCAACACAGUAAAGGAGGAGACUAUAUUUAAAGAAGAAAAACUACCACAACAAGAGGACAUAGUCUUAAAUUAGAGGGACAAAGGUUUAAAAAUAAUAUCAGGAAGUAUUACUUUACUGAGAGGGUAGUGGAUGCAUGGAAUAGCCUUCCAGCUGAAGUGGUAGAGGUUAACACAGUAAAGGAGUUUAAGCAUGGGUGGGAUAGGCAUAAGGCUAUCCUAACUAUAAGAUAAGGCUAGGGACUAAUGAAAGUAUUUAGAAAAUUGGGCAGACUAGAUGGGCCGAAUGGUUCUUAUCUGCCGUCACAUUCUAUGUUUCUAUGUUUCUAUGUUUUCUCUCUCUCUCUGAAAAGGCAGUGUUUACAGUGCUAAGACUCCAGGGAUAUGCUAUAGAUACCAGAUUCCCUACAUUAAGCUGUAGUGGUUCUGGUGACUAUAGUAUCCCUUUAAUGCCGUGUAGCUCUGUUGUAUACUGAAACACUAAACAUUCUGAGGUUAUUUAUACAGAUGACAUCAGGGCAGGAAAAUAUUGUGUUUUUUGGGGGUUUUUUUUACUCAAAAAUUUAGCUUCCUUUCAAAAGUGGGAUUACUAGUGAGCCAUACAUACAUUUUCUUAUUUGCAAAACAUAAAUUGUAUCUGAUUGAAAAAAUAAAUAAAAUAAAAACUUUUUUUUUAAAUGUAGUCUUUCAUUUUAUUUAUUUUUUCCAAAAAAUAAUAAUCCAGAUACUGACAGACAUACCUGGUAUACAUAAACAACAUUAUAGAAUUUAGUAUAUUAUAAGACAAAUUUUCAUAAUACAUGUGACCGUUCUAUAGCAAAACAAUGAUCUUAAAAUCAUCACUCACACAAACCGUGAAGCAACAUAAUCAGACUAGGGGUAUCAUUAUUUUCUAACUUAUCACUGUGUAUAUAUUUUAAUAUUUAUGAGCAUUUAUACAAUAUUUCAGCCGAUUUUAAUAGUUCGAAACAAGGCUUAUGGGGCAAACCUAUUAAUCCUUAUAAACACAAUAGCAACAUCACAUUUAAAGUGACACUCUAAGCAAUUUAUCAACUACAGCUUAUACAUUCCCCCUGUGAAAAAACACCUGAAGUAUAUUAAACAGGACUUUUUAAUUCACCAGAAUGUGGUGCAGUCACAUUUUUGCCUUUAAAAAGUCCUUGUUAAAUAUACUUCUGAUGUGGCGUCUCAGAAGUAUAUUUUAUUUGUGCAUGCACAGAUCCUGGUGCAGAUCUGUUGGGUAGUGCACCAGGAUGUAAUAUAUGCUGCUAGGUUUUCCUUCAUAUUAAUGUUUAUAUUUAAAUAUUAUAUUGGGCUUGUAGCUGCAGUGUUAUUUCCAAGUUGCACAGCAUUGACACCUUACUGCCCCAUGGUCUAUAUAAGGCACAUAUAUUCUAGUGUUUUAUUUAAUAAUUAUUAGUGUUUUAUUUAAUAAUAAUACCUUCUCCACUGUUUGCAGGUUAGAACAACUGCCCCUGAUAAGUACAGAGUCAAACCAAGUAACAGUAGCUGUGAACCUGGCUCCACAGUGGAUAUAGUAGUAUCUCUUCAUGCAGGUAAGUGGGUUCUUGCACAUAAUUAGUACAUUUAGCAGAAAACUAAAUAUUAUCAUUAUUUUAUGGUUGUGCAGCUAAUAUUGAUACUUAUACAAAGUUUGUAAAGAAAUGCAAACCUUAAAGGGACACUGUAGGCACCCAGACCACUUCAGCUCAUUGAAGUGGUCUGUGUGCUGUGUCCCUUUUGCACUUAGUGCUGCAAUGUUAAACAGCACUAAGUCUGCCCUUAGGGCUGUCUACCAGACAGCCACUGGGGGCACUUCCGGAAUUGUAACAGACUUUUGGUCCGUUAUCUGAUGCUGGAGGUCCUCAUGCUCUGCAUCAGAUUUUUCCCACAGGAAAGCAUUGAUUCAAUGCAUCCUUCCUCAAUGCUUCGGGACUGGGAUCAGGUAAGUAACUAUAGGGUUUUAACCCUUUAUUUAUCGGGUAGGAGAGUGCGUGAGAGUGGGAGGAGGCAGAGCCAGGAAUUCCGCUUUGUAUUCCUGGAUCUACAGUAUCCCUUUAAGAUCUACCAUGUACUAUAGCCUCUUCUAAUAUACUUUACAUAGAUAUCAAUUAAAAAUACCAACAGGGCUUUGAGAAGUAUUGCAAGUACAAAACUUUACAAAAAACUUUAACCAGUUGAUCAGUAGGGGAACUUACACCAAAAUGCAUUUUUUUACAUUUCUAAAUAGAAAAUAGAAUGUUUAAAAAUGAAAUGGUUAAAUAUUAACUACGUAACAAAGAUGUGUAUACUAUUUAUAGAUAUAGAUGCUCGAAUAUACCUUUUUAAAGCACUCUCAACAAAAUAUGGAUAAAUGAAUUACAAUUAUAUUGGUUUUUUUACAUUAUGUAAAAUGGUACUGUCUAAUGUUUUCUGAGAAAAGUUGCCAUCUACCAUAGUACCUGUGUGGACUUUCUGACAGGCUUCCAUUCCUCUGAAUUGCAUGUGCUGCCACUUUGUGUUCCGUUCUGAACACAGAUGUUAUUGGGGACACAUUCUGAAGUUGUGUGGUGACUUUGCACAUACCGAAAAUACCUAAUGGCUUCCCUCCCCAUAUCUUACGUCACAUCAGAGGGAACAGAGGAUAUACGUGUUCUUGUAUUUUUUUUUAAUGGGAAGAACUGCACAGGUCUCACCAUGGAAAAUCACACUUUACUUAAACAACCUCUAAAGCAAAAGUAGAGUAUAUGGCCCUAUCAAGCAACAGCAAAAUGAAAUGGCUUGUAUAUACAUCAGUUUCAUCUGUUUAUCAUGUACUUCAUUACACCUCUUGCCGUAUAUUUUAUUUCCUUUAUUCUAACUCCUUUCAACCCUCUAACUUUAAUGUGACUUACACUUGAUUUUAGCCCAUCAAGUUCCCACUUUGUAGUUUAAACUCAAUAAGCAUAGAUUGAAGUCAUUAAAGGAAAAUUUUGCAUUUCUUCUCGCACAGCUAAGUUCCUAGACUGCUCUUGCAUUAUCAUUUGAACCCAGCUCCUGAUUGACUGCGCUAAGGUUAUAUCAGCAUCCUUUGAGUUUGACAGAUUUCCCAGUCAAAUGUGUUUAACAUUCAUAAUGAUUUUUGCAUAAAUGAUAAGAAGAAAAUUAUAUUCAAUGCUUGAGCUCCAUAUGCUGUACAUCUUAAUGAAUUGAUUUGUUUUUCCACAAGCAUUUGUUGCUUCGCUUCAAGAUCGUUUCUUAGUGAUGGCUGCAGAAAUGGAACAGCCUGGUGGAACCAGUGCCCAGGAUUUGGCGCAGUUCUGGAAGGAGGUGCCAAGGAGUAAAGUGAUGGAGCAUCGGUAUGUUUGCUCUGCAUGGCAUUUACUAGAAGCCUUGUUCCGUUAGGCAUCCACUCAACUUGUCUCAGUAUGUUUCUUUGUAAAUUUGGAAUAUCACCUACAUGUUUGUUGUGUCUGCGUAUUGUACUGGGCUGUGAAAUUAUAUAUAUAUAUAUAUAACAUUUUCAUUUGUAAAUGAUAUUACACUGAAGAUCGCUGCAUUGAAACUUUUAACAUUUUUGCAGAAUAUAAUAAAUUACAUAUGUAAUCAGUCUAAUGCUCUUCUGAGAUUCAUAGGCUUAGUUUUCUCUCAAAUUAUACAUAACCAAAUGUUUAUAACAAAAACAUAAUAAAAAUUGGGUAUCUAGGCAGAAACUUUUCAGUAUGAAAAUAUUGGUUAGUUGCAGAUUAAGAUACAAAAGUAAAUGAAUGAAAGGUUAUGCAUUUGGGGAAAUGUUAAUUUUACCAAUGCACAAAACAGGAAUGAACUAGAAUUUAGUUGUGGAUGCAGAAUGCUCCUCUGACUUUAAAUACCUUAAAAGUUUUAAGCAUGAAAAUCACUUAAUCUUAACAAAGGGAUUUUGGGGCACAUGGGCACAGCCUUGAUGUUGCAUUUUUUUGUUCAUUGUAUGCAAUUCCCAUGCCAGUCCUGCAGCCACGAGGGAUUUAGGAUAUUCUAGCUUAUGUCCAGCGUAAGAAUAUAGCAAAUAAGCAAAAUAUAUAAGCAAAAUAUACCUAGACAUAGGAUGUGUGUGCAUGCAAUGUACUUUUCAUAGAAAAGCAUUGAAUUGAAGGAUAAUGUUUAUUACCGCACAUGUACUGUGUGGCUUUAAGAGAAACAUUUGACUGGACAGAAGACUUCGUAGUAGAUGACAUCACAUUAGGAGGAUCAAGCUGCAUUGGGGAUUUUUGUUCUAAGUUUAAGGGUGAUUUUAGGACCUUUAGUUCUAAACUUUCAAAGUAACACAAGAACAAAAUAGGGUGUGUUGUUUUCUUGGUUUUUUUUUUGUGUUUUCCUUCGAAUGUUAUAGUGCAACUUAAAUUGAAGUCACAUAAUUCUGAAGUAUAAAAUUAAACACAGAAAAAUCACCAAGCUUUUAGCCUACAUUUUAAAAUUCAUAUUUCAAUUCACUAAAGUUUGGUGUUUUUGAAAACAAACCUCACUGUAUUAGCAGCUGAUUUUCCUUAGAAGUAGAUCAUACUAAUAUGGAUUUAAUUUACAAUAUAGUUAUUUUCAUUUACCUGCUACCAAGUCCUUCAUGCAGUUCUGCCUUUGAUGGAAGGUUACACUGUGCCCAAACCGUAGGACAACUCGGUGGGUGUUCUCCUGUCUCCUUGUGUGUUAUCAUGGUGUGUACUUUACAUUGCAUGAAUGGUUUGCAGUGAACUUCAAUACUCUUAUUUACACCUACAUUUCUGCUGCAUUGUCUUCUUCGUUUUUUUGUAAUUUGAUUUGCCACUGAUGGUUGAAUGUCCGUUUCAGCAUUUUGACAAAAACCUGCACUUAUGCACCAUGUAAAGGUGUGCCCUUCUUUCUGUUCAGAUAAUACAGAAGUUAACUUCAAUCUUGGACCACAAUGUUAAGCUGCAAGAAUUUUAUCAAUGGAAUGCUUCAAACAUCAUAACUCCUAUAUUGUUCUGUAGUGGUUAUGGUGCCAGGAGUGCCCUGGGUCUCUGCCAGCGUAACUAGUCAGGCUGUUUCACUACUAAUAUAUAUAUAUGUGUGUGUGUGUGUGUGUGUGUGUGUAUAUUCUAUCUGUACUAACCAAGCAGCCAGGCUUUAGUUUCAGAGUGCCCAGGUCUUUUUCAAACCACUCAUGGCAUCCAGAAAAUCCCUCUGCAUUAUAAAUACAGAAAUUUAUUGCUGAAUAUUUUGUGUUUUCUCCAGACCAUGGAUUAUUGCCAGCUUUAUCCAUUCAGUAGUCACAUAAUUAAAUCUAUAGCUGCCAUAUUUAGACAGUCUCCAUAAAGUGCAUUGUUGUUUCCAGUUUACCCAUCAGUACAUGACAUUGAAAGGAAUAUAACUAUUUGUGUGAGGACAGAUUCAACUUAAUCAUGGGAAGACUGUUUAUUGUAUCUUCAGAAAGAGUGAUUUCUGUUGGCAUACUCAUACAGUAAUAAAAGUAGAAAAAAAAUUAUUUUUCACCUAGUUAUGGUCUACCGAAGCUUAGCACUGUCCAGUGAGCUAUGAUAAGAAAUACUCAACUGUGAACUACUGGAUCCAAUUUCAAAGUAUUCAGAUCUCUGAAAACAUAAUCAUUUUACAAAAAUGUGAAUAUUACACAUUAAUUGUAUCCAUUCUAUAAUGGGUUGUUAAAGUUAUCAGAUAGGCGAGCCUCUUUAACUAGUACAAUUUAAAGGCUGUCUUGUAUGAGCACCGCAAAAACAUAUGGCUGACUCAAAUGGGAAUCAAAAGCUCUUGCACUCAAGGGGAACUGUCACUCCCCUGGAAUUCACACUAUUGAAUUGAACAUAAGUUUUUAUGACAUUGUUUCUGACUCAUUUUGAGGGAAAACGGUCACUUCCUUGAAUUGAUAACUUUGCUAUUUCUCUAUAAAUACACAAAAAAAAGUGUUUGACAGAUCUGACCAAUAAAGUAAAAUGUAGCCAUUCACACCAGUGUAUUUAUUACAAUACUGGAACUGAACGCUUCUAUCUUGACGUCAAUCAUUGUUCUGUCCUUUAUUGUCAUUGACCAUCGUACAGAAGAAGUUAUAUGCGAUUUUUUUUUUUUUUUUUUUUUUUGGUGUAUUAUUUUUUUUUAGUGAUGUAAAAAUCUCAUUGUAACGCGAAGAGCAUUUUUUCUACUGUUGCAAGGUGUUAUUCACUCUCUGCUACAUAAGGGGAAAAGCCACACCUAUAGAGCACUUUAGUUUGCUGAAAUGUUUUAUGUGUGAAGAAUGUGUCCUCUUCCUCUUCCUUUUUUUUAAAUUUUUUUUUUUAUUUAUUUUUAAUGUUUUACCGAUUUCAAUAAAAAUUGGCAUCUUGUUACCACCACCUGGCUCUCAAUCUGACAAUCUUUCCUGUUACUUCCUGGUUGUUUGGCACACUAGAGCUAAAUUCAAAAGGCUGCCAAUUGCUCAGUUCACCUGCCAUGAAAAGACUUUUUGUUGGAAAAUGCUAUAAAUGUACAGGUGACAAUAAAAUUGAAACUCUGCUCUCUAGAGGCAAACUAGUAGACAUUGUGAAUUAUUACUUUAAACACCCCUACUGCCAAUGUAAGUGCCUUUUCUGUGAGCAGAGUAACAAAUGCAGCCACCUGCAAGGAAGUAUUCUGCACAAUCACCAAGCUCAGCUGUACAUAACAAAAGUAAAGGAUUCUCGAUGUGUUAUGCACCACCUCCAAUCCGCCAUGAAUAGAACCUUUCUUACAUUCUAUCACAAUCUGUAUAACCUUGAUGCCAGGGGACCACGGAUUGAACCGGCUCAAUGACAAUGUAUGGUUUUUUUUGUUUUUUUUUAUUACUUGGAGGCAGCAGACCUCAAAAACGUUGCAGCUCCCAAAGAGCCAAUCCCACUGGAGGAGCUGGGGUUUGCAUUAAAGACCUCUAAAGCUGGGUGCUAGCCAGGACCGCAUGGGUUCCAUUUACUAUAUUACAAAAUGUUUUGUUUUUUUUCUCAGUUGAGUUUACCUCUGUUGUGUGCUCUCAACUCUAUUUUGGAUGGGGGUUCUUCCUCUGUGCACUUUUAAUCUGCUCACAUCACUCUCCUGCUGAAGGAUGGCAAGGACCCAAUGAUAUGCUCCAGUUACUGCCCUGUUCCAACCUUGAAUGUAGAACUCAAAUUCUUUGCCAACAUUCUGGCACAAAACCUGGCCCCUCCGUUGCCACCUGUCAUCCACACAAACCAAGCAGGCUUUAUUCUGGGAAGGGAAGUCAAGAUAACUCUGAUGCACCAGGCAAGGCGUGGGGAGGCCCCAAUCCUACUUUUGUAAUGAUGCUGAGAAGCCAUUUGACUGGAUGGACCGGGGUUUCAUGUUCGCUACUCUGCAGGAAUUUAGUGUAGGCUCAAAGUUUUUUGCUCUGGGUUGAUGCCCUGUAUGCUUGUCGGCAAGGCUGUGUAUUAAUGGGGUCUGUCAGAGCCGUUCUGUAUUGUAUUACAAAUGGCACCAGGCAGGCAUGCCCUUUGCCUCCUUUCCGGUUUGCCUAUGAGCCAUUUCUUAAACUGAUUCAGAAACUGGAUGGUGUGCGGUACCUACACAUUGCAAGAAGGCAUCAUAAGGUGAUUGCAUACACAAGCGACUUGUUGGUUGUUGAUCCAGAUCUGAUGAUCAUGCUGCAGACCAUCCUGGAUGAGUUCUCCUUGUAUGGCGCUGUCAUCAAUCUUAUGAUUAAUAACUCUAAAUCAGAGGUUCUUAACUAAUGAUUCUCAGAUGUGUUAUUUGGGAGUGUGACUCUCUUGAGAUCUGUGUACUCUAUGUACUGGUAAUUUCUCCCCUAUUUAAUAACCUUUGUUGAGCACCCUACAUAAAUGGCACUAAUAGCUAUAAAAAUGUCCAAACUUCCACGCUUGCUUUUCCGAUUUCAUGAGCCUCCAACUUAUUUUAAGCAACUUUGUCUGGAGAUCUAAACCACAAGUAUCCUCAUAUUGCAAAUUCCCAGUUGACAUUCCUCAAGCAACAUGGUGGACAAAAUGUUUGUGGCUGCCCAUCUCUCAAAGGUACUUUAAUGGCCCCAUACCGAUGACUGCAAGCUAUGGGUCAAUAUGAAAGCUGCCACUAUGAUGACAGAUAAUGGUGUCUACGCCACUUUAUCGAUUUGGAAACGCUUGGGGCCUAAGGUUUUUUGUUUGUUUUUUUUACACAUCUGAUUAGAGCUUCAUGGUUACCCUAUUAAAUAACCCAGACUUCCCCAUAGGGAUUCAUGGACCACUCCACCACUUCCUCGCUCCUAUGGCUCCAUUUUCGUUGGGAACCCUACCGAAGCUUUUUCAGAAUUUGCCUCCCACCUUCCUCCACCAUUUCGUCCAUACUCAAAAUCAUACAUUACUCCCAGCGACUCUAUCUUCCUCGAGAACGAACAUACCACGUUCAAAACAUUUUGAGUAGGAAUCUUCCUCGGCUUGAUGCCCUUCUGCCUUUAAUUGAUCUGCAAUAUACUGAUGAACAUUUAAUAGUUACUUUACCUGUCCUGAACCAAUAAGUGGGAGUUCAAUCCAAAUUUGACAUUUACUGAUGAAGACUGGUUAAAGAUAUUUACAUCUAUCCAUAAAAUCUCCUUCUUGGAUCAUCUGUAGGAGACAGGAUACCUCUUAUAAAUUGUUCACUGGAUUGUUUGAGAAUACAGUGGCUAUACAUGCCCAUGACCCCUCAUUAUCUUCCCUCUGUUGGAGCUGUGGUGAGAACGCAACAACCACUUCAGAUAUACAAAUUGGUGGUGCUACAGCUGAUGAAUGCAGUAAAGAUGGUCAUCCCACCUUUUUUAGUUGUUUCUUGGUGGCCGUUCCUUUUUUUGUUUUGUUCUUUCCAGGGUAUCUUUUUUUUUACAGUUUGUAGUAACCAGACAAAUUAUCAUAGGCAUGAAUCUGGUUCCAAUGGCCUGAUGAUACCGGUGAUGGCUUUUGAUCAUCUUCUGUUUUUAUACUAGUUAGUGUUACGUUAGACUUAUUCAUCUGUUUCCUAUUUUGUUGAAUGUGACACACUGAUUUACAUUUUUACCGUGAUACUACCUAAGAUUUUAAUCUUAAUAAAAACUGUUAUUAAACAAAAAGACUUCUCAUUGAUCUUCAUUAAAAAGCCUGUGAUUGGACAUCCACAGAAAGUCUGGGUUAGGGAAGAAUAGGGAGGCUAGAAAAGGCCGCAGACAAGAGAUCUGCAGCUUUCAGCUAUGCAAGCUGUUUUUAAUAAAUACCAACCAUGAAAAAUAUGCAUAAUUAAAUGCAUGCAUGUUUUCAUUUGGUGGGUUAAUAGACAAAACAGUGAUUUAACUUUUUUGAUGUUUGUGCAGUGUAGUGUCUAUUUAAAAAAUAAAAAUGGGGGAAAAAAGCAAAUUUACCUUACUAAAGAUAAACUUGUAGUUAAAGGACAAGGCGGGUUGUUUGAUUGUCAUUCUCUCUUCUUGGCUCAAUGCAAGUCAAGUCUCUCUAGUGCAACCUGUAGCUCAUUUACUUUCAACAAUAGGACAUGUUAAAACAUAACUAUUGGCUGUUGGUUUUAAUGGAAAUUAAUGCAUGAUUAGUUGUUUGGUAAUCCUGCUUUUCUGUAUGAAAUAAUUUGCAAAGAAGUAAUCUUUUUUUUUCCUUUUGUAUCUCGCAGAAUUUGCAGCUUCAUCCUAGUGGACAUGUACAAUUUCGAAUAAUAAAAAAAAAAAAAAAAAAAAAACCUCUGCUGACAAAAUAAGAUCACUCAAAGUAGAGAUUUACAUUGACUUACAAGAAAAAAGGCUAUAAGCCUCUUUCAUGUUAUCUGCUUUUUAUGCCAGUGAAAUGUCAAGUAGUUGUAUCCAUAUUUAGUUAUAAUGGGUCAUUGCACAAAAUGAGAAAUCAUUUAAAUACUUAAACUGCUAUGAAGGCCUACAGGGAAAACUCUCCCAUAGUCCUCUGCCAAUGACUACAGCAGGAAAUAGAAUGUUCUCUAAACAGGGAUUCCAUUAACAUGGCCUGAAGUUUUCUUCAGUUUGACCUUUUUAUAAUGAAACCGAUCAAGUGCAACAGACCAGAACAUUGUUUCUCACCCACCACCAUUCGCUGUUAUUGUGAUAAAUGAAUAAAUUUAAAUACAUGUUUGUGCUUCUCUUUGAUACCCCCUGUUUUGUAUCUCCUGUAUUUAUAUGUCUGUAUGUGUAUGUGUGUGUGUGUGUGUAUAUAUAUAUAUAUAUAUAUAUAUAUUACACGCAAAGCAGAACACAACAGUUUUUUUAGUAGAAGCAGUGAUGCUUUCAUUUAUUUUACAUCACGGCGGUGUACAGCACUAUUAGAAAUCAAUACCAAUAGUGCUAGUCGAUGUUUCAUUCCACGCAUGGACCAUUUAAAGGGACACUAUAGAGACCAAAACCACUUCAUCUCAUUGAAGUGAAAUGGAUGCAGUGUUCCUGUCCCCUUAACCCUGCAAUGUAAAACAUUGCAAUUUUAGAGAAACUGCAAUGUUUACAUUGCAGGAUUAAGACUGUCUUUAGUGGUUGUCUCACAGAAAUCCACAAGAGGCGCUUAAUGCUAUUUGGGGAAGACCUAAUGUGCGCAUAAAACUCUGCGCACAUAUGCAUCUAGAUCCCUCUCGUGCUGACACCUUUUUUUUUUUUUUUAGCAUUUUAAAUGCAGCAGGGGCAGAGGGACACUGUAGUGUUAGAAAUACAGCUUUGUGUUCAUAACAUUAAAGAGUUCCUUUAACGAAGUGCAAAUGAACAUACAAAAGAUACACAAUUAUACACAUUACUUUUUUGCUGUCUCGUACACUUUUUUUUUACUGUUUGUGCUCUUACAUGUUUUUGAUUAGAAGGGUAAAUGUAUUGAUUUUCCCUGUACAAACGUAAAUUUGACAUGUGGUUACACAAGCAACUGAACCCAAGAAUCCAUAUCAAAGUCAUCAUUUUAUCUUCUUCUCAUAGACUAAGAUGCCAUGUACUUGAAACCAGCAAGCCUACCACAUUAUCGUUGAAGGAAAAUUUGAAGUCUUUACCUGGUGACAGUGAUUUAAAUUUUAAGGUACAAGUUAUUCCAUACUUUUUGUUAACGAGACACUAUACGCAUCUCCUUGAAAUGGUCUGGGUGCAGUGCCCCUGUCCUCUUAACCCUGAAACAAUUUUUUUACUCUGUGAAAUUACGUUGGACUUCCUCACGCUUUGCUUUGCAUAAGGACGUCUCAAGUCUUCAAAUUCUGCAUAAGAAAUCAUAAAAUAUUUUAAUUCUUCUGAUUAUUUAUGCCAGUUCUAUUUGUUUAAUUUUUGCUUUGGCAUAGUGAGCUAACUUUUUGUAAUUACAGUGUGUGUUUUUGUUUGCGUUUGCAUGUUUGUAUAAUUUUGUUUCUAUUUUUCAGCUGAAUCAACUUUUACAGUCCAACAGAAGACUGGAAGAACAGAUUGGAAAUUGCAUCUGGUUUCAACAUUUGCUAGUCACUUUAUUGUCUGUUUUAGUAGCCAUUGUUGGUGCAGCUUUGUACUUGUCCAAAGGCCAAAGUAGCUAAUUUUUUAUUUUAAAACCAGGAAUGAACUUCCUAUGUUAAUACAUCAUACAACUUUUCACCAAAAGGAUUUAUAGAUAACCUACCAAAGUUGCCUUGAACAUAAAAAAUUGUGAACUGUAACCGCAAAAAGGAGCAGAUGUGCGGAAAGGAAAAACUAAUUUAAACUAUUCGUUUAACCAAGUGAAAGACACUAGCAGAAUUUAUUGCAUUUUUCUCUAACACACAACGGUUUGAGUGAAGAAAUGUUUUAGCUGACCAUGAGAAAUUCAUAACACGUUUUCAGCAACAACAACAAAAAAAAAUGGCUACAGUGAUUUAGAGAAUGUACAUCUGCUUUCAUCUCUUCAGAUUCAAUAUCCCUGAGCAUCAAUCCAGCUCAUCCAUGUGAAUACGAAACUUACAUUUAAUUUUCAUACAGCAAAUAUAAAGAGAUGGGAAGCGUACAGGCUGUCUCAGUUGGGCAGUAGAUGUAGAACACUCCAAAGGGAUUGACAAAUAAUGCAUGAUAGAGUAAAACCUCACUGCUAUCUGUACAUAUUUGUGAAUGCGUAGCGUCUAUGUGCAUGCAUAAUAAUUAUUUGAGUCAAAUGCAUAUUUUUUGUUAAAUAAGCCGAGAAUGAACGCCAUUGAUUAUCAGUAUUAGUUUUCUUUAUGUUUAGCUUUUAAGACUGCUCGUUUGCCUUAAAUGUUUUCCGCAGAUUGCAUCCUAUAAUUUGAAUUACUUCAUCAGAAUAUAGCUAAAAGGUCGUCACUACAUAUAGGGAUACAUGAUGCUGCAUCGUUAAACUUGCACAACAAAAGAAGCCAUUAAAAGGCCUUGUGAGAUAUAGUAGUGUAGUACAUUUAGGGAGACAUAGUGUUGGACUAGAGGGGUCCUUACAUUUAGGUGGUGUUUAGUAGACGUGCAGAUUUUUUAUUUUUUUUCUCAUCCAUAAAUAAUCUAUUCCUUCAGAUCAAAAGCCUUUUAAUCAACACCCAAAUGAAUGGAUCUGUCUGGAAAAUAAGUGAAUUAUGAAGAGAAUCACUCAAGGGCUGAUAUAAUCGACAAAUCGAUUUGUUUAUGGACGAAAAUUUUUCGCAUAUGUCUAGUUUGGGAUUAAAAAGAAUUAUGGUUAGGGGUUAUCUUCCUUAUAGGUAUCGUGAACUGUAACAACUAUAAUUUGGAGUUGACACUCCAUCCAAAACCCACAGUAAUUCUAAAAAACUGCCAUAACCCUCUAACUGUAACUUAGUGACAUCUUUUUAAUGCAUUUUUAUGUGCAACAUUUUAAUAACACUGCAUUUGUAUUAUCACCACUUCAAUAUAAUUUUUCCCUUUUUAAAGCGCACAUUUGUAAUGUGAAUGUUUAAAAAAAGUAAGUGCUUUAGUUUAGAUGGUUCAAUGCUAUGAUAUGCAAUAGUUGGCAAAGUUUGAACCAAUAGCAUACCCAUCUAAUUAUCCCUUGCCACUGGCCAUUUAUUACUAGGCUUCUCACCCCAUGCAGGGUUUUAAUCACACAAGGCACAGCAAGUUAGAUCAAUUCUCCGGUUUCCUGCUGUAUUGAACAAUAAAUAUUUUAAAGCGGUUUGCUACCCAGUUUAUUUUGAAAUAGUCUAAGUUUUGUAAAAGAUGAUGACCAGUUAUUUCCUUGUCAUUCAACGCUGUAGAAAGUACAGAUAUACAUUACUCUAAGGUUAUGUGGCAGAAUCUUUCCAAUAUGCAGUUUCUUUGGAUGUUGUUUUCUUGACAGUCACCUUAACAUUAUCAACCUCAAGCAACUUGGAUCCUAUAGCUUUUUUAGAUUGCAAGAACAGUGUUUUAAUAAGUAAAUUCAACAUCAUUGUGACACUGGCCAAAUUAAAUUUUUUAUUCAUUUGAGUAAAUAUGUGUACCUUGAAGGGACACUACAAGCACCGUAUACCCCAGAAUUUCUUAUAGUUAUGGUACAUUAAAGGGACACUGUAGGCUCCCAGACCAUGUCCACUCAUUGAAGUGGUCUGGGUGCAAACUCCCAUCACCCUUUUUAUAAACUGCCUUUAGUGGCUGUCUACCAGACUUUCGGAAUUGAAACAGACUUUUGGGCCGUUAUCUGACUCUGGAUGUCCUCACGCUUUGCAUGAGAACUUCCAGCGUCAGAUUUUCCCCAUAGGAAAGCAUUGAAUAAUACAUGUCAGCGUGGGAGGAACGUGGGCAACACUGAGCGAGUGCCGAGGGACUUCGGCGCUGGACCCAGGUAAAUGACUGAAGGGGUUUAAACAAAUUUAUUUUCCUGGCACUAUAGUUUCCCUUUAAGGCUUUUGGUUGUGUCCUGGAAAAGCUUAUGGUGAAUAGCAUUUCUAGAUCAACUUAUACCUUGUUGCUUACAGCAACUCACUGCAGGUUAGAUUUCCCCAUGAUGAUCCAAGAAAAACAUUUAACAAACAAAGAGUCUACAAAAGCUGCGGUACUUAUGGUGUUUAGAGUGCCUCUUUAAGAUUGCUUAACUAAGGUAGGCAAUAUUUCCUGCAUCCAUUCCUGCUAGAGUACAUGGCAUCUGAUCAUAGCUCAUGGCUGCAUAGUCACCGUGGUAAGAUGUCUCGCUUAGAAUUUUGAUGUUGCACAAAUGCCUAUGUGCCCCCAAUGUAAUUGCCUUAUGUAAUUUAUACUACUAUGCCAGUAGGAUAGUGGAAUAAGAAUUUGAAACGUCAGUCUAGAAAUAACGUAAGCAAGAUAUUUGCUAGCUUUUUGGCCAGCACAGUCUGUAGAUACAAUUUCAUUAACUGCAAAUUGCCACCAUGUCAGACGUACAUGGCCGGUGCGUUUUAAUUAAAAUGUGAAAAAAUAUAUUUUGUACGUCUUUGAAAGUAUUACAAUUUUUUGCUAACUUUUUAAUGGUUUGAAAAUGAAUGUAAUGCAUUAGGUUGUGCUAUUUUAGUAGCAUUUGUGAUAAUAUUUAGAUGUUUUUCCUCUGUAAUCUUGUUUUGUUUUUUUUCUCCGCAGGUAUGCAUUGGGUAUACUAAUGUGGGAAAUAUUUAUAAUAACUGCAAUUUGGUUCAGCUUUGUUUCUGAUUUAUGUUUUAUUUAUACAGCAAAGUGUUGCUUAUACUGUUAAGUUGUUCUUUGCUCCUUAAUUUGCUGGUUUUCUUUGUUUUAUUAUAGUUUUUCCAGCUGUGUAAAUAUAGUAACUUUAUCACGAACUGUGAAUUCAAGAUUCCCAAAAUCUUUUAAAAUUUUACUGCCACAGGUAUAGCAGGUUAUUCCAUCUUGACCAUGUUGAUGGCAGUGUAGCUAGGGGAUCCAUUAAGGCACGCCAAUCUAUCAAAUAUGCGUCGACCAGAUGAAACGAAGUUCUAAAUUCCUCAUGUUUACUCGUCAUGACUAAAACUACCAUAUAUACUUGAGUAUAAGUCAAGUUUUUCAGCACAUUAUUUGGGCUGAAAAACCCCCACUCGACUUAUACUCGAGUCAAUGUCUGUAUUAUGGCAACUUACAUUGCCAUAAUACAGACCAGGACCGCCGGACUCAUUACAAGCCCGGCGGUCCUGUUGGGGGCUGGCAGCGAGCUGUUACUUACCUUUACAGCAGCUCUGUCAGCUACCUUCUCUCUCCUCCGAUCCGGUCAGCUCCAGUGUAAGUCUUGAGAGAGCCGCGGGGUCAGAGCGCGAGACUUACAGGGGAGCUGACCGGAGCUGCAGGAAAGGUAAGUUACAGCUCGCUGCCAGCCCCCCUCCUACACAGCCCAUCCACUGGACCACCAGGGAAUGAGAGCCCCCUCCCUGACCAGCUAACAAGCAGGGAGGGGGGAUGAAAAAAAAUAUAAAUAAAACAUUUAAUAAUAUUUAAUUUAAAAAAAAAUUAUAAAAAUGCCCACCCUCCACCAAGGCUCUGCAUCACACACACACACACACACUGCAUUCAUACACACACACUGCAUUCAUUCGCACAUUGCACUCAUACACACACUGCAUUCAUUAUAUACACACAUUGUAAAUAAAUAUUCAAUUAAUAUAAUUUUUUUGGGAUCGAAUUUUAUUUAGAAAUUUACCAAUAGCUGCUGCAUUUUCCACCAUAAUCUUAUACUCGAGUCAAUAAGUUUUCCCAGUUUUUGGGGGUAAAAUUAGGGGUCUCGACUUAUAUUCGGGUCGACUUAUACUCAAGUAUAUACAGUAAGUGACCUGAACAUAUCGUUUAUCUGCUGCCAACAUUGAUAGAGCACAUUAUUUAUUUUAAAUAAAAAAAAUUCUUUAAAUAAAAGCCCUUUGAACAGAUACUCUGUGGUGGGGAGAAGAGAAGUAAUUGCCAAACUAUUCAUGUCAGAGAGGAAGCUUGCAUUAUACAGAUUUCUUAAUUUGCGAGAUAUAAGUAUAAUGAACAGCCAAUCGGAACAUAACCAAGCCUACAAAGCAUAGGUCAUCCACUGAAAACUCUUCUUUCUUUGCUGCUCCUCUGAGCAUUAUUCAUUGUGAUUGUAUGAUAUAUAUUUUCCUAUAAUACUUUGUUUAGAUUUGGAUAUAUAUUCAUUAAGCUGAAGUGGUCCUUUAACGUUGCCUCUUCCUUCCCUUAACGUUGCCUCUUCCUUCCCUUAACGUCUGUAAUGAGUGAGCGCCAUUCUCCAUCUCUCUGCCCGCCCAUUUUUCGAGGCCUGUGGGAUUUUGUCAGCUGCAAUGAACAGCUGAAUUGUUUGUCAGAGGUGUUUCUGACCAGAAUUAACAUUCCCAUUUCUCCUGCAUAUAUGCUUUUUCCCUACCCAUUUUCCCACAGUUUCCUGCAGUUUUACUGGGUUGUUGUUUUUUUGUUUUCUUUUUUGACUCUAUUAGUUUACAUUAGAUUUUAGUUUUUUUUUAUACAUUUUUAAUAUGUAUUUUUUCCAGUUAAACCUUUGUUUUAAUGUAUUUCCCCUUUGAUUAUGGCUUCUAAAUCUCAACCCAAGUUACAAACUGAAUGUGAUUAUUUUUUUUAUUUUUUUUUCUCAGUAAGUAAAAUUUUCAGACUUUGUUAAAUUAUUUUGUUAAUAAGCCUUUGUCAAAAUCUAUAAUAAUAAUACUUUCAUUAGGCAAGUGUUCCCUCUCUAUUUUUCUUGGGAAACCUUGGGUGUCAAAAUCUCCUAUAUUUUAACAUGAAAUUCUUGGGUAUUGAACAUGAUUCUAGGAUAUCAAAUAAAAUUUCUUACUUAUGAAUGUCAAACCUCUCUGCCAAACGCUAACCAUUUUUUUUUUAUUAUUAUUUAUUUUUUACAGAAAACAAAUUUCUGAUAAGUUACUUAAAGGAACGCUAUAGGUACCCAGACCAGUUCAUCUUAUUUAAUGUUAUCUAAAUGCAGUGUCUGUCAUUUUAGGCUUGUAGCUGCAAACUUUGCAGUUUCAGGGAGAGGUAAUACUGCCUCUAGUGACUGUCACCCGAUAGCCACUAGAGGCACUUACUGCAGUUCCAAGGAGUUUGACUCCAUGAAAUGAUGCUGGACAAACUCCUGCUUUGGAAGAGGACAUCCAGCAUCUUUAAAUCCCUCAUAGGAAAGUAUUGAGUCAAUGCUUUCCUAUGGGUAAGGUCUACUGGGGGUUCCCCCCAUUGGCUGAUGUCGGAGGAGUAGCCAGAGGCAGCGCUGGAAUCGGGUAAUAGAAAAUAAGUUAAAUAACACUUUAUUUGCAGCAGAGUCUGGGUUUAAGCAAUGUUUUCCUGAUUUAAAAAAAAAAAAAAGUGAUGCAGGGUUCAGACCUGUCAUACAUCUGAGGUAAAUUGCCUAUCCUAAAAUACAACAAUUUCAAAGUGGAUGAGAUUAAUUUCCUCUUUGAUUUAUUAAUUCAUAAUGAUUGGUUAAUCAAGAUUAACCUCAAGAAUGCUUAGCUUACAGUUUAUAAAUUCCUAGAAGCAUCUUCAGUUUGUUUGGAAUGGAGUGAAAUAGCAAUUUAUUUGCCUUUUGAUUUAGUCGCUCUUCAGCAACUUGAUAUCUACCAAAGUUACUGAAACCACUGGUAUCUUUGAGAAGUCAACUAAUUAUAUACUUCGAAUGCAUCCUUAUAGACAAAGCUGAAAAUAGACAAUAUAUAAGCAGCUCAUCACAUAAAUCGUCUAGGGGACAUGAAAUCCAAACAGUUGGCAGAAGUAUUUUUGGCAACUCUAUCUAGAUUUAGAUACUAUGUUAUGGACAGGCAGAAUGUUUUCCAGGUCUUUCCUACACAAUCAUGGAAUGGAACUCAGGGUUCCUUUGCAAUUACUGCAGUUAAAAAUUAGAUCCAUUUUCCAGCAGAUAAAUACAUAUUUUUUGCCUCCUGGCUAAAUUGCCAAUUCAAACUUUUUUUUCAGCUGGUGUCCAGAUCUAGGUGUAGAUGCUUUCUUUCAAACUUGGCCUCCGGGAACUAAUUAUGUGUUCUCGCCCUUUGCAGUGAUUCCUUUGGGGGUUAUUGUAGACUAUAACACAAAAGUUGACCUUGGUGCCUAUCACUCCAAUUUCUUAGCCUGCUGAGAGAUAUUCCCAGAUUACUGCCAUCUUUCACAUUCUUCUAGACCCAUUGGGAAAAUGUCAUCCUCUAGUUCCAGCAAAUCAUCUUCCCUUGAUGAAACUCCUCUUGAACUUUGUAACACAACUAGAGACACUUGGGCUCUGGGUGCAAGAGCUAAUUACUGAUCAGCUUUGGCUUUGUUGGGGCUUGGAAUAGGAUAUGGACCACGUGCCUUCCUCUGUACUACAAAUACUAAAUUUUCUUACUAAUGGAAUUCAGCUUGUUCAGGCUUACCAUACAUUUGUCUAUCGUCAUCUAUCGAUGGGUUCCCAGUGGGGAAUAUGUUGUAUGCAAACUCGUGAGAGGUAUCAGACUUAUACAUAUAAAUGUAUAUAAAUGUGCAUAAUAUGAGCUUCUUUGUCAGACAUAAAAUUCUUUAUUUUCUUUGCAGGUGCAGGAAAAUAUAGAUUUUACUAAAGAUCGGAAAGGAGGCAAGCACUGUCCCACCCGUACAAUUAAAUAUUUUCUUCCCUUUUCACUGUGAUUUAUUUUCAAUUGUUUGGGGAUUUCCAAGUUGUUCUGGUUUCCUCUUGAUUAAUUUCUUAUUAAAGUAAUUUAUCACAGUAUGAAAGAGGAAGUUUCAACAGAUGAUCCAUGUUUUAUAGAGUUGGUUAUAUCUCGAUUGGCUGUUUUUUUGUUUUUUUCUUGCAUUCUAACUUGGUUGUUUAAUAUAUAGUUAUAUCUUCAGAGGAUUCUCCAACGUCUCUGAAUUCAGGUGGUCCACAUGGAUGGUUUUCAAUUUUCUUUUGACUAAUUAGUAUUCCAUUUUGAUGAACUGUAAAAUAUUAGGCAUAUAUUGUACAAUACAAGUUUGGGCACUAUUGGAGACAUUUACAAAGAGUUAUAUUUGUGAAAAGCAGCCAGAAAGAUACAAAGAAAAUGUCUGGGCUAAUUCAUCCAUUUUGGAGCUUUGCCUCAGAAUUGUAAUGAAAUUGUCACUUGUGAGAUAUUUAUAUAUCCACUUGUAUAAUGGUGGCCAGGUUGAGAGAGGGAACUCCUUAGAAAAUGUAUUUACCUUUAAGUCUGCCCGGUGCAUCAUUUCACUACCAUGCUUCUUCAGCCUUUGUCACUAUUAUCUAUAUCUAUCACUAUUAUCUAUGGCGGAUUCAGUGAGGCUGUAGAUAAACUUGUACCUAGUCCAUAUAUAUUUGGGAUAAGAAAUGAGGAUCCAUUAUUUGAUAUUUCUGGAGAGUCUUGUUCAAUCAGAGUGUAUCAAUCUAUAAUAUCUGGUUAACCAAGUGGAGUAACGUUGGAAGAUGAUGGUACGUAAAAAAACGUUUUAUAUGCUGCUUUUUAGGUCUCUUGUAAAGCACCAAUUCCAGUACAUUGACAUAGAAUUCAUUAAGUUCCUAUUAAAAUUGUGCAGAUUCUGAGAGAGAGAGCCUACCGUAGAUUUAAAUCCAUAAGUUGUUUGGAAGAGAAGAGAUAUGUGUCGUUGUUUCCCUCUAGUACUAAAGCUAAAACAUAUUUUUCAACAAUUGAAUAUAUGUUUUGUAGAGGAAAAUAUAUGAUGGUUGGGGCAAGUACUUGUCCAGAAUUAACACCAAGGGCAAAGGCCAAUGCUAAAAUUAAGUCAUGUCUGGAAUUUGUGUUUGCCAUUAAAUAAAAUCUAAAAGUACUAUUAAUAAUCUAUGAAACAAGCCUUUCUCUGCGCGUUCAUUUUAAAUAAAAAAAAUAAAGUAACGUUCUAUUUAAUGAAAGCAUUUUUAUACGCCAUUUAGCUCCUUUCAGGUGCUUCUACAAGUGAACAAAACAUUUAUGCGCAUGUGUUUAAAGUAUGCGUGAGUCCAUAAAAUAGAUGAUGUGCAGCUCUUAUUUUGAACAUUGAAAAGUGAAUGUAUGCACUGAAUUCAAUCCAGUAUUGAUUCUAGUAGAAUUCUUGGUGCCAUGAAAGAUACCACGUCAACCCCUUUUUUGAGACCAUGUUUGUCAAAUCUAAACUUUUUUGAGACCAUGUUUGUCAAAUCUGAACUUUUUCUCGGUCUUGAAGGGUUUCACAUUUUUACUUUUUCCAAUUCAUGAAUUAUGCUUUUCACUUGCAAUAUUAAGGUUAAUUUUUUUUAAUUUUUUUUUUUCUACUGGAGGUUGUGGAAAAAAAAAUUACACUAAUCGACUGCUCUUUCUGACAGCAUGUUGGUUAAUGCACUAAACUUGUAAUUGAAUCGAAGUCCUAAUGGCAUAUUUUAGGCUAACUUUAUCAAGCUGUAACAUUGCAGAGUUCGUCCUAACUAAAUAAUUUGAUCUAUAUUUUGCCAAUCGGAUUUCAGUUUAAACACAUUUGAGUGCUAUAGUUCAGAACUCUUUAUAGACCGUUUUUUUAACAUUCAAAUUUAUCUCAAAUAUACUAUGCAUCAAAUAAUACAUACUUGGAUUUUUUUACUAUACCAUAUGAAAAAUGUUAU